AUGUGUCUGCACCAAGGAGAUGCCCGGCAGGACAGUACAACCACUACACAGGAAGAAGUAGCAUUGAAGACUGCAAGGUAUUAUAUGACUUUUUACUAUUUAUCCACCAUAUCUAAUAUGCACGUACUUAUAUUCAUACUAUAUCUAUGAUAUUCCUCUGUCUGCUUUAGCCCUGUUUGCUAGGUUUAGUUAGCACAGAGGACAGGGUAGACUGCAGACUUUGUCCUGCCGGGUUCCGUUGUGAUCCAGCCACUGGGACACUAGAACCAUGCCCACCAGGACAGCACUCUUCAGAGGGACUCCUUCAGUGCCUGCCCUGUCCCUUUGGGUCUGUCUGCCCCAAUGGAUACCCUCAAAAGGUAUAGGUUGUGGUAUUUAGUUUUUCACUGCAAUUGAGAAUCCAACCAACACCUACAGUAUAUACACUACCGGUCAAAAGUUUUAGAACACCUACUCAUUCAAGGGUUUUUCUUUCUUUUUUUUCUUUUUUUUACAUUGUAGAAUAAUAGUGAAGACAUUAAAACUAUGAAAUAACACAUAUGGAAUCAUGUAGUAACCAAAAAAGUGUUAAAUAAAUCAAAAUAUAUUUUAUAUUUGAGAUUCUUCCUUGAUGACAGCUUUGCACACUCUUGGCAUACCUCUCAACCAGCUUCAUGAGGUAACCUGGAAUGCAUUACAAUUAACAGGUGUGCCUUGUUAAAAGUUAAUUUGUGGAAUUUCUUUCCUUCUUAAUGCGUUUGAGCCAAUCAAUUGUGUUGUGACAAGAUAGGGUGGGAAUACAGAAGACAGCCCAAUUUGGUAAAAGACCAAGUUCAUAUUAUGGCAAGAACAGCUCAAAUAAGCAAAGAGAAAUUACAGUCCAUCAUUACUUUAAGACAUGAAGGUCAAACAAUUCUUCAAGUGCAGUCGCAAAAACCAUCAUGCGCUAUGAUGAAACUGGCUCUCAUGAGGACUGCCACAGGAAAGGAAGACCCAGAGUUACCUCUGCUGCAGAUGAUAAGUUCAUUAGAAUAACUGCACCUCAGAUUGCAGCCCAAAUAAAUGCUUCACAGAGUUCAAGUCACAGACACAUCUCAACAUCAACUGUUCAGAGGGGACUGUGUGAAUCAGGCCUUCAUGGUCGAAUUUCUGCAAAGAAUCCGCUACUGAAGGACACCAAUUAUAAGAAGAGACCUGCUUGGGCCAAGAAACACAAGCAAUGGACAUUAGACCAAUGGAAAUUUGUCCAAAUUUGAGAUUUUUGGUUCAAACCGCCAUGUCUUUGUGAGACGUGGUGUGGGUGAAAGGAUGAUCUCCGCAUGUGUAGUUCACACCGUAAAGCAUGAAGGAGGAGAUGUUAUGGUGUAGGGGUGCUUUGCUGGUGACACUGUCUGUGAUUUAUUUAGAAUUCAAGGCACACUUAACCAGCAUGGCUACCACAGCAGUCUGCAGCGAUACGCAAUCCAAUCUGGUUUGGGCUUAGUGGGACAAUAGUUUGUUUUUCAACAGGACAAUGACCCAACACACCUCCAGGCUGUGUAAGGGCUAUUUUACCAAGAAGGAGAGUGAUGGAGUGCUGCAUCAGAUGACCUGGCCUCCACAAUCCCCCGGCCUCAACCCAAUUGAGAUGGUUUGGGAUGAGUCGGACGGCAGAGAGAAGGAAAAGCAGCCAUCAAGUGCUCAGCAUGUGGGAACUUCUUCAAGACUGUUGGAAAAGCAUUCCAGGAGAAGUUGAUUGAGAGAAUGUCAAGAGUGUACAAUGCUGUCAUCAAGGCAAAGGGUGGCUAUUUGAAGAAUCUCAAAUAUAAAAUAUAUUUUGAUUUGUUUAACACUUUGUUGGUUACUACAUGAUUCCAUGUGUUAUUUCAUAGUUUUGAUGUCUUCAGUAUUAUUCUACAAUGUAGAAAAUAGUAAAAAUAAAGAAAAACCUUUGAAUGAGUAGGUGUUCUAAAACUUUUGACUGGUACUGUAUAUAUCACUAAAUACAUUAUACAAUAAGAUAUUCAAAUCAAAUCAAAUCAAAUUUUCUUGGCCACAUGCGCCAAAUACAACAGGUGCAGACAUUACAGUGAAAUGCUUACUUACAGCCCUUAACCAACAGUGCAUUUAUUUUUAACAAAAAAAGUAAGUGUUGAGAAAAAAAGAGCAGAAGUAAAAUAAAAUAACAGUAGGGAGGGUAUAUAUACAGGGGGGUACCGGUGCAGAGUCAAUGUGCGGGGGCACCGGCUAGUUGAGGUAGUUGAAGCAAUAUGUACAUGUGGGUAGAGUUAAAGUGACUAUGCAUAAAUAAUUAACAGAGUAGCAGCAGCGUAAAAGGAUGGGGUGGGGAGGCAGUGCAAAUAGUCCGGGUAGCCAUGAUUAGCUGUUCAGGAGUCUUAUGGCUUGGGGGUAGAAGCUGUUGAGAAGUCUUUUGGACCUAGACUUGGCACUCCGGUACCGCUUGCCGUGUGGUAGCAGAGAGAACAGUCUAUGACUAGGGUGGCUGGAGUCUUUGACAAUUUUGAGGGCCUUCCUCUGACACCGCCUGGUAUAGAGGUCCUGGAUGGCAGGAAGCUUGGCCCCAGUGAUGUAUUGGGCCAUACGCACUACCCUCUGUAGUGCCUUGCGGUCGGAGGCCAAGCAGUUGCCAUAACAGGCGGUGAUGCAACCAGUCAGGAUGCUCUCGAUGGUGCAGCUGUAGAAUUUUUUGAGGAUCUGAGGACCCAUGCCAAAUCUUUUCAGUCUCCUGAGGGGGAAUAGGCUUUGUCGUGCCCUCUUCACGACUGUCUUGGUGUGUUUGGACCAUGAUAGUUCGUUGGUGAUGUGGACACCAAGGAACUUGAAGCUCUCAACCUGUUCCACUACAGCCCCGUCGAUGAGAAUGGGGGCGUGCUCAGUCCUCUUUUUUUUCCUGUAGUCCACAGGAGGGGACUGAGCACGCACCCCUGAGGGGCCCCCGUGUUGAGGAUCAGUGUGGCAGAUGUGUUGUUACCUACCCUUACCACCUGGGGGCGGCCCGUCAGGAAGUCCAGGAUCCAGUUGCAGAGGGAGGUAUUUAGUCCCAGGAUCCUUAGCUUAGUGAUGAGCUUUGAGGGCACUAUGGUGUUGAAUGCUGAGCUGUAGUCAAUGAAUAGCAUUCUCACGUAGGUGUUCCUCUUGUCCAGGUGGGAAAGGGCAGUGUGGAGUGCAAUAGAGAUUGCAUCAUCUGUGGAUCUGUUGGGGCGGUAUGCAAAUUGGAGUGGGUCUAGGGUUUCUGGGAUAAUGCUGUUGAUGUGAACCAUGACCAGCAUUUCAAAGCACUUCAUGGCUACAGACGUCAGUGCUACGGGUCGGUAGUCAUUUAGGCAGGUUAUCUUAGAGUCCUUGGGCACGGGGACUAUGGUGGUCUGCUUGAAACAUGUUGGUAUUACAGACUCAGUCAGGGACAUGUUGAAAAUAUCAGUGAAGACACUUGCCAGUUGGUCAGCACAUGCUCGGAGUACACGUCCUGGUAAUCCGUCUGGCCCUGCGGCCUUGUGAAUGUUGACAUGCUUAAAAGUCUUACUCACAUCGGCUACGGAGAGCGUGAUCACAUAGCCAUCCGGAACAGCUGGUGCUCUCAUGCAUGCUUCAGUGUUGCUUGCCUCGAAGCGAGCAUAGAAGUGGUUUAGCUCGUCUGGAAGUCUUGUGUCACUGGGCAGCUCGCGGCUGUGCGAUCAGUGUGGUGUGAUCUUUAAUACACAAGGAUGAGUAGGAUAAAGAAAAAUCUGUGAUUCUGUUUUCUUACCACUUUAGUGUGGACCUGGAGAGGAGCCCAACCCGAGCCAGACGGAAUGCACAUACUGCCCAGCAGGAUUCUUCUCCAAUCUGUGCAUUGCCCAGUGUCAUCCGUGUCCAGCAGGCAAGUCACCAAGACUGUCCGUUAUGGAAAAAUUAUUAAGUUAUAAGUAGAAGCACAGAGUUUUCCCUGGUCAGGUCAGGAAAAACUCCUGGCCCUGUUCAAAAGUGUAUACUGGUGCAAUCCUCUGCCUUUCCCUCAAUUAAUUGGUUUUAAUGCAGACACCAGAUUAGUGAUCCAGUUAUUACCUUCUGGGCUAAGUUUUUCAAAAUAUUUAAUCCAGAUGUGGUCCCUCCUUUCUAAAUGAAGGGGGAACAAAUUCAGAUGGGGUGGAACAUGAUUGAGACAACACAUUAUCACUUUGAUCUGGAUUAAAUGUUUAGAAAAAGCAGCCCCAGAUAUUUUAGCGGAAGGAUUGUUCAAAGCCGGAUGGAACAGUUAAACCUGAUUAACUGAAAGUCAUUUCUCCCAAUUCCAGGGAGCUACUGCCCACACAAAAGGACCUCCCAGCCUUUGGCCUGUCUCCUUGGACAGUACUCAAUGCCUGGCCAAACACAGUGCAAGAGCUGCAAUAGGACCUCUCUAUGUGGAGACACUGUGGUACCUCGCUGGAGUAGGACAGGGGCACAGCUAGCUCAGCGGUCAAGACAGCCUGUUCCCCCUUGCCCUCCUGGGACACACAGGGACAGUGAGGAGGGAGCAGCCUGCAUCGUUUGUCCUUUAGGUGACGUCAUUCGAUUUCCAUAAAAUUCUGUAAUAAAAUACAUUACAGUUAGACUCCACUAAUACUCUUCGAUUUUAAUAUUUUAAUUGACAGUGAUUGGUAUAAAUGUAAAUCUAUAAAAUGUAUUCUCACAGGUCAUUACUGUGUUGGAGGUGUUGCUUUGCCGUGCCCAGCAGGAACCUAUGGACCCAAAGAGGCCCUACAGAGGGUGAGGGACUGCCCCCCCUGUCCAGCAGGUAAUCAGACCAUCCUCAGGUCAUCUCCACAGUGGGGAUUCAGUAAAGCUACAAUACCAACAUAAAUGUAUAGUCAAUGAAUAUAAAAGUUGUACCAGCGGCUGAAAAAAACUACAAAAAACACAUGUAGAACAUACAGUAGAAAAAUGUACAUUUCCUGCUUCUAGUUUGAUCUGCAGAGAUCUGCAACGUUUGUGGUUUAUGUUAUCUUAUGUGAUGUUAUGCCAAUGGUAUGUUUUGUGAUGUUACGUGUGCUCUGCUGUGCUAUGCUUUGUUAUGUCAUGUCAUGUCAUGUCAUCUUAUGUUAUUUCUAUCGGCUGGAAUGGAUGAGUAAUUGUGACACUUAUAAUAAUACACUUUAUCAGGGUUUUACUGUCUGGAAGGCAGCUCACGUAGACCGGGCUCCCAAUUCAUGUGCCCACAAGGGUAUUACUGUGAGGAGGGCACAGAGACGCCCCACGGGUCACCUUGCCCUGCUGGCACUGCAGGAGAACAACUGGGCCAAACAAGUAGAACAGCUUGCCGGAGAUGUUCAGAGGGACGAUUCUGUCCUGCAGGUAACGAACACACUGCACUUAGCAAACUGCACAGUACAAACACACUGCACGUAGCUACUGGAAUGGAGCAUUCAAUAUAUUGCAGAAAUAUAUCUGUAUCUAUUUAUUACAAGAGAUGUUUAUAACAAAAAGUUUAAAAUGUAGUGUAGUGUACCGAUGUCUGAGAGAUUUUUUUACUUAAACAGUACAUAAAACUAUGUUGUCGGCUGUUCUUUGAAGGGUUAUUACCAUCCUUUUGUUUAUGUGGCAGGCUCUGCAGGCCAUGGCUUGCCCUGUGCCCGUGGGAGGUUCUGCCCAGCUGGCACACUGGAGGAAGUGAUGUGCCCAAGGGGCACCUUUACUCCUCACCAAGGGGCUCUAAGUAAGGCAUCACUUGCUUCAUCUCUUUAACUAUACUGAACAAAAAUAUAAAGCAACAUGUAAGUGUUGUUCCCAUGUUUCAGACAUUUUCCAUUCGCACAAAAAGCUUAUUGCUCUCAAAUUCUGUGCACAAAUUAGUUUACAUCCCUGUUAGUGAGCAUUUCUCCUUUGCCAAGAUAAUCCAUGCACCUGACAGGUGUGGCAUAUCAAGAAGCUGAUUAAACAGCAUGAUCAUUACACAGGUGCACCUUGUGCUGGGGACAAUAAAAGGCCACUCUAAAAUUUGCAGUUUUGUCCCACAACACAAUGCCACAGAUGUCUCAAGUUUUGAGGGAGGGUGCAAUUGGCAUGCUGACUGCAAGAAUGUCCACCAGAGCUUUUGCCAGAGAAUUGAAUGUUAGUUUCUCUACCAUAAGCCGCCUCCAACGUCGUUUUAGAGAAUUUGGCAGUACGUCCAACCGGCCUUACAACCGCAGACCACGUGUAACCACGUCAGCCAAGGAUCUCCACAUCGGGCUUCUUCACCUGUGGGAGAGUCUGAAACUGGCCAACCCGGACAGCUGUUGAAACUGUGGGUUUGCACAACUGAAGAAUUUCUGCACGAACUGUCAUUAACCGUCUCAGGGAAGCUCAUCUGCGUGCUCGUCAUCCUUACCAGGGUCUUGACCUGACUGCAGUUUGGCGUCAUAACCGACUUCAGUGGACAAAUGCUCACCUUCGAUGGCCACUGGCACGCUGGAGAAGUGUGCUCUUCAUGGAUGAAUCCCGGUUUCAACUGUACCAGGCAGAUGGCAGACAGCGUGUAUGGCAUCGUGUGGGAGAGUGGUUUGCUGAUGUUAACGUUGAGAACUGAGUGCCCCAUGGUGGCGGUGGGGUUACAUUUUUGUUCAAUAUAUAACUACAACACAAUUAUAGAUGAUAACAGGUAUUUAUUAUGAUUCCUCAUAUAACUAUGUGAUGCCCUACUCAUGACAACAUGAUCAGGAAAAACUCAGGUCCCUAGAACAACAAGUCUUUAACAUCUUUAGGUGUGAAGGACUGUUUAAGAUGCCCAGCUGGCUUCUACUGCCCAGAGGGUAUCCGUGACCCCAUGCCUUGUCAGCCGGGCACAUUCAACCCCCUGGAAGGGCAAGAUGAGGCUACUGACUGCAGGGAGUGCUACCCGGGCAAGGCCUGCACACAAGUAGCCCUGAAGGCUCCGGAUGUAGACUGCAUGCAAGGGUAACUCCUUCUGACAGACUCUUACUGGCUGAAAAGUUAAUGUUGUCUAGCAGCUAUCCUUCUGACAAUACUGUACAUCUGUUCUUACUUAGGUUCUGUUUCUUAUGUUUUUGGAAUCCUGGUAGAUUUGUCUUGGAAAUGUGAAUCCCUUGAAUUGUGUAAAAUAAUAAUAUGACUAUAACAUAUUAAAAUUUUCAACAUACUAGCCCAACUUACUUUUUUGUCUCUUUUAGAUUUGUCUGUCCUCCUGGUUCUUCCAGACCCAAUGCUCUGACAAAUGCCUGUCCACCUGGGACCCUUAGCAACCGCACUGACCUAACUGACCCCGCUCAGUGCCAGCGGUGUCCUGCGCGAUACGCAUGUCUACGAGGUGCCACUCAGUCAAUUAGCUAGCUUGUUAGCUUGCUUAUUUCUUUGCUCCAGCUUCAAAUACGUUAUGCUAAAUACAGUACAUUGACCAAUAGCUACAUUUGGCAUUAGAAAAUGUGUCACCAGCUGCAUACUUGUGUAUUGUCCUACACAGGUACAGGUGGUUCUCAGAGACCUCCUCUCUCCUGCUUUCCCGGGCAUUACUGCCCACCUGGAACCAUGUUCCCUACCCAGCACAAGUGCCCAGAGGGCACGUGGAGUGAGCGCAGUGGGCUGGAGGCAGAGGGUGAGUGCCGCCCAUGUCCACGUGGCUGGUACUGCCUGGCUGGGGUGUGGGGGCCGACUGGGAGGUGCAGCUCUGGACAUUACUGCCCUGAAGGUAAGGACUGAAACACAUCCAUAGGAGAAUAGAGUAGAAUAUAGUAUAAUGGAAUAGAAGCCCCUUUUCUGAGUAGAUAUUUUGGAUAGAAAUAUACAGUAUAACGAUAAUGAAGAAGCCAUGUCUUUUAUAUAUCAAAAUAUAUGCACUCACUAACUGUAAGUCGCUCUGGAUAAGAGCGUCUGCUAAAUGACUAAAAUGUAUAUAUAAAUAUAUAUAUAUACACUACCGUUCAAAAGUUUGGGGUCACUUAGAAAUGUCAAAGAGGCACUGAGUUUGAAGGUAGGCCUUGAAAUACAUCCACAGGUACACCUCCAAUUUACUCAAAUGAUGUCAAUUAGCCUAUCAGAAGCUUCUAAAGCCAUGACAUCAUUUUCUGGACUUUUCCAAGCUGUUUAAAGGCACAGUCAACUUAGUGUAUGUAAACUUCUGACCCACUGGAAUUGUGGUAAUGUGAAUUAUAAGUGAAAUAAUCUGUCUGUAAACAACUGUUGGAAAAAUUACUUGUGUCAUGCACAAAGUAGAUGUCCUAACCGACUUGCCAAAACUAUAGUUUGUUAACAAGAAAUUUGUGGAGUGGUUGAAAAACAAGUUUUAAUGACUCCAACCUAAGUGAAUGUAAACUUCCGACUUCAACUGAGUAUAUAUAUAUAUAUAUAUAUAUAUAUAUAUAUAUAUAUAUAUAUAUAUAUAUAUAUUAUACAGUACCAGUCAAAAGUUUGGACACACGUACUCAUUGAAGGGUUUUUCUUUAUUUUUAAUAUUUUUUACAUUGUAGAAUAAUAGUGAAGACAUCAAAACUAUGAAAUAACACAUAUGGAAUCAUGUAGUAACCAAAAAAGUGUUAAACAAAUCAAAAUAUAUUUUAUAUUUGAGAGUCUUCAAAUAACCACCAUUUGCCUUUAUGACAGCUUUGCACACUUGGCAUUCUCUCAAACAGCUUCACCUGGAAUGCUUUUCCAACAGUCUUGAAGGAGUUCCCAGAUAUGCUGAGCACUUGUUGGCUGCUUUUCCUUCACUCUGCCGUCCGACUCAUCCCAAACCAUCUCAAUUGGUUUGAGGUCGUGGGAUUGUGGAGGCCAGUUCAUCUGAUGCAGCACUCCAUCACUCUCCUUCUUGGUCAGAUAGCCCUUACAUAGCCUGGAGAUGUGUUGGGUCAUUGUCCUGUUGGAAAACAAAUUAUAGUCCCACUAAGCCCAAACCAGAUUGGAUGGCGUAUCGCUGCAGAAUGCUGUGGUAGCCAUGCUGGUUAAGUGUGCCUUGAAUUCCAAAUAAAUCACAGACAGUGUCACCAGAAAAGCACCCCCACACCAUAACGCCUCCUCCUCCAUGCUUUAUGGUGGGAACUAGACAUGCAGAGAUAAUUCGUUCACCCGCACCGCGUCUCACAAAGACACGGCGGUUGGAACCAAAAAUCUCAAAUUUGGACUCCAGACCAAAGGACACAUUUCCACCGGUCUAAUGUCCAUUGCUCGUGUUUCUUGGCCCAAGCAGGUCUCUUCUUAUUAUUGGUGUCCUUUAGUAGUGGUUUCUUUGCAGCAAUUCGACCAUGAAGGCCUGAUUCACACAGUCCCCUUUGAACAGUUGAUGUUGAGAUGUGUCUGUGACUUGAACUCUGUGAAGCAUUUAUUUGGGCUGCAAUUUCUGAGGCUGAUAACUCUAAUGAACUUAUCCUCUGCAGCAGAGGUAACUCUGGGUCUUCCAUUUCUGUGGCGGUCCUCAUGAGAGCCAGUUUCAUCAUAGCACUUGAUGGUUUUUGCGACUGCACUUGAAGAAACUUUCAAAGUUCUUGACAUUUUCCGUAUUGACCGACCGUCAUGUCUUAAAGUAAUGAUGGACUGUCGUUUCUCUUUGCUUAUUUGAGCUGUUCUUGCCAUAAUAUGGACUUGGUCUUUUACCAAAUAGGGCUGUCUUCUGUAUACCCCCCCCUACCUUGUCACAACACAACUGAUUGGCUCAAAUGUAUUAAGAAGGAAAGAAAUUCCACAAAUUAACUUUUAAGAAGGCACACCUGUUAAUUGAAAUACAUUCCAGGUGACUACCUCAUGAAGCUGGUUGAGAGAAUGCCAAGAGUGUGCAAAGCUGUCAUCAAGGCAAAGGAUGGCUAUUUGAAUAAUCUCAAAUAUAAAAUAUAUUUUGAUUUGUUUCACACUUUUUGGGUUAUUAAAUGAUUCUAUAUGUGUUAUUUCAUCGUUUUGAUGUCUUCACUAUUAUUCUACAAUGUAAAAAAUUGUAAAAAUAAAGAAAAACCCUUGAAUGAGUAGGUGUGUCCAAACUUUUGACUGGUACUGUAUGUUUUGUAAACUUACCAUCAAAAAGUACCAUAAUGAUUGAGUGUCCAUAUAGCUGUACUAUGAUAUUUGCACGUACUAAGUAAACCUCCAAUUGUUCUCCACUAUUCCACCCGCUAAAACCUCCCCCCAUCCCAUGUUGGGUUGUCGUCCCAGUGACUGGCAGACCACCCCUGUCCACCUGGAUCCUAGGGCCUUUGAGAGAUUGGGACCCAUCUUUUAAAAAGAGCACACAGUGGCACCCACAGAACUGAAGCAGAUUAACUGCCAAAAGCAUUUCCAACACCCUCAUCUCGAUUGUGUACAGUUUGUGUACGAUUGUGUACAGUUAUUUAAAAAUAUUAUAUAUAAAAAAAUCUUGCAUAUCUUCAUUUAUUUUCACAUUUAACUAAUAAUAUGCGUAAUAAUGUAGGCAGUUCAUACAAAGGAUUGUUACCUAUAACCAGGAUUGCCAUUACAAAAAUUACAUUUUUGGCAAGCAAUAAUUAAUUUGGCAAACAAUUAUUGUGAUUCAUCCUAUAUUGUCCGGAACAUCAUUACCCCAUAGCAACAGAUGUGGUAUACACCCACACACACACACACUCAUACACACUCCCCAUCCUUCCCCCACAAACAACCACAAACUCAGAUGUUCAACAGUAGAUCCAUCCCCGAGCCCAACUCAAGAGAAGACUUGAUGUGCGAAUGCAUAUGCAGUUGUAGCUGUUUGAGAAGGCAUGCAAAAUUGAGCAAGAAUGGGGAGAUUUGAUGAAUCAAUGGCAAGUCCUAGCUGAUGGAGCACAGAUACACCCCUUUCCCAUGAAACACACACGCUGGUCCCCCGUUGAGACCAUUUUCCCAAGCAUCUCUGUGCAGUCAGACCUUUCGAUUAUUUUGUGCAACCAGGGCCACAAUAAUUUGCCCCAUCUGAUUGUCCGAGUGUGACCCCCUCCCCAUGGGUUACUGCAGCUAGUGUUGGAAGCCAUGUCUUUCAUCUGUACUCUUGUCCCCAGGAACAACGUAUGGCACACAAUUUCCCUGCCCCCCUGGCACCUACAGCACCAAGAUGGGCAACGGACAAAGAGAGGACUGCCACUUCUGUCCUGGAGGGUCGUACUGUCCAGAGGGCACCUCCAAGCCUACACCCUGCCCACCGUAAGAGAUGGUGAUGAUGAAUGAUUUGAAGGACAAGAAGGAAGAUAAUGGGGAUGAUGCUACAAGUCAUUUACUGCUGUUUCCGGUCUCUUCUAGCUCUACAUUUCGCCGUCUGAAAGGAGGGCAGAGCCUGGAGGAUUGCUCUGUGUGCCCAGCAGGCUAUUUUUGUCCCCUCCGAGCCACCAUCAGCCCCAGAGUGUGUGGAGCUGGCAGUUACUCUGUAAGGCCCAGUUCACAACAUGACGUCCCCUUUGAGUGGUGGACCGACUGCAAGACAAACAGAAAUAUACAUGUUUUUCAGGCUUUUUCUCAUAAGCCACUCUGAUUGCCCUAUUUCAAUACAAAGGUAGACAUGUUCCUUUUCUAAUUGCUGGGGCACUAAGUAUCUUAAAAAGUAGCUCUUAUCAGUAAAACUAUAUUUUUAGUCUUGGUUCUGUUUUAAGGGCUAGCGAUAUCUGAUCUUUCACUUUCAUUGUGUGUGAAUUCUAUGAGCCAAGGUUACAAAUGUGUGUAACCCUCUGGUACCUGCUGCCACCCAGACUCAACCCUGAACAUGCUUAACGUAUACAUUUCCUCUUUUCUCUUCUCUUCUCACUCUCUUUUCUUUCUUUUCUUUUAUUCAGGACAAGGGCUCGGUGGAGUGCUUCCCCUGUCUGCAGGGCCACUACUGCAGUAACGAGACGACCAGUGAGGAGGCCAUGCUGAGUGUCAUGGUCUGCCCUCCAGGCUUCCUGUGUUCCCAGGGCCUGGCCAGAGAGCCCCAGAGAUCUGCCAUCCUCUGCCCCCGAGGCUUCUACUGCCCUGGGGGAGGCAUCGUGAGUCAGUCUCUGUCAGAUUCAGAUUCAGGUUUAAAAGCUCUUUAUUGUCACAUUAAUGGGCAAUUUGGUUACAACAGAAUAAAAACAUCUAACAUCAUUAAAAACAACAAAACAGAGAAAACAUAACAUCAAUGCAGAUAAGACUAAAAGGUGCAAAAGUGCUUAAGGCAAGUCAAAAGUGUGAGUCAAUUAAAGUUUUUUACAGGUAGAAUACAGGGUCAUGGUCAUUCAACGGUUUGUUCAGAUUUUGACGUUUGCCCUCUGUGUUAUUGAAGGACCCAAACCCCAUUCCGUGUCCAAACGGAACCUUCAGCAGGCAGCCUGGUCUGCGUGACCUCACAGAGUGCGCAGAGUGUCCCGUGGGAAAAUACUGCUACUCCCAGCAGCCACAGGAGCAGCCUAUUAUUGAGCCAGUAAGUUGUUGUUAUGUUCAGUGACAAUUCUUUCACUUUUGGCCCUCUCUCUCACAAUGCACAUCUCUUGUUGAGACUUGUACUGUAUAUGCCCCAAGGCACCAAUAGGAAAAGGUAUAAGUAAUUAUUCUGUUGGGGCUUUUUUCCCCUUUAUGUUUUUGUCUUUUUCCUGGUAUUUUUUGCCACCCUUUCAUUCAACAUGGUUGUGUUUCAGACAGGGAGCUGCCCUAAUGGCCAUUACUGCCCUCUGGGUACUGGGUAUCCAUACACGUCCCCCUGCCAGUCUGGCUUCUACAGGAACAACUCUCACGGUCACCAUGGGGAUGUGUGUGUACCAUGUCCAGCCAGGUACUACUGUGCCAGUCCAGGAACAUCCACACCCACUGUCUGCCCACAGGUAGGACUACCACUCACUGUAUUCAUUCAUAAUUGAAUCCAAACACUUUCCUCCAAACAGUUUUUAGGUUGACAGCGACACAUAUACUUCAUUGUACAGUAUGUUCUAUUUCUACAUUUUAUAUGAUAAGUUACAUCUAUAUUUUGAUAUUUUAUAUUAUUAUAGGGUUUCUAUUGUUCUGAGGGAAGCACUGUUCCAAGGCCUUGUGAAGAGGGCACCUACAGUUCCCGUCCUGCUCUCAGUGAUGUGUCAGAGUGCGCUCCCUGUGGCGGGGGCCGGUACUGCAGUGGAGUAGGAAGGACUGGGCCCUCAGGGGACUGUGGAGAGGGCUUCUACUGCAGGGAGAGAGCCUCGUCAGCAGUAAGAAAAUGUUUUCUAUCAUUAACUUGGCUUCACUGGCCUUACACGUAACUCGUCCUACUGUAAAGACAAGUGUUUGAUUUGGCUAGGAUCUAAACAUGAAGAAAUCCUUAAAAAAAUUACAUUCUGACAAUAUCCUUUACCAGAAAUUAUGCAUUUUGAAGAUUUUCUGUCUUCUGCAGACCCCAUCUGAUGGGCCAACUGGUGGCUUGUGUCCAGCAGGAAGUUACUGCCCCCCAGGCUCUCCCUACCCCUCCCCCUGCCCCGCAGGCACCUUUAGCAACAGCACUGGCCUCCGCAACUCCCAGCAGUGUGUUGACUGCCCACCUGGGUAAGAACUCAUAGUUAGGGCCUGGUGUUUUUUCCCAGUCAGGUCACAUGGUCAGAAAAACUCCUAGCCCCAUCUAUUUUCGAGAUCUGAUUCAGCUAUACCUUUUAAUGUUGUCAUAUGAAAAUUAUAGAAAAGCACCCACUGUAUAUAUCAUCAUCAAUGUGUUUCUUUGUGUUAGGUCCUAUUGUUUAGGUUCGAAUAACACCUCUCCAACUGGCCUGUGCUCUGCUGGUUUCUACUGUACGGGUGGCUCUGCAUCGCCUGCUCAGAAUGAGGCUGAGGAGGGUCAUUAUACCCUGGAAGGGGCCGUGAGACCUGAGCCCUGUCCCCUUGGCACCUUCCAACCGGUACAGUACAUAUAUAAUCAUGUAGUGCAUGAUGUAGGGAGUGCGUGCCGUUUAGGAUGCCACGCAGUCUACUGACAAACAGGGAAAUGUACUAUUUCACAUGGACAGUAUUUCCAUGUAUUUUUUCUCCUUCAGGGUAGAGGCUGUUCAUCAUGUUUGGAGUGCCAGAGAGGCAGGCUGUGUAACCAGAAAGGCAUGUCACAGCCUGGACUCUGUCCCACAGGACACUACUGUCCCCCCGGAUAUGCUGGGGCUCACCCCUGUCCUCCAGUGAGUAGCCUAUGACUUGACCUCUGGUGAUAAAAAGUGACACCCGCUCUGACAUUUUAAUGGAUUUUAUUUUGGUGUGUGUGUAUUUGCGUAUGUGUGUGUGUAUACGAUUGUGUAUGUGUGAUGUGUGUGUGUGUGUGUGUGUGUAGGGCUCCUAUGCAGAUCAACCAGGGAGAGAGGAGGUGCAGCACUGCAGCCCCUGUGAUGCAGGCUGGUUCUGCAGGAGGGCUGGUCUCUCUGCCCCUCAGGGUCUCUGUGACCCUGGCUUCUACUGUACCUCAGGGGCCACCACCGCCACCCCGGUAACUAGUAUACAUAUCUAAUACAUGUCACCGAGUUGGAUGUCGUUUGAAUGUCGUCAAGAGGUCAGUUGGCUUUUCAUAGCCGAGCAUUCAGAGGUCGAGACAGCAAGUGCGGUAGAGAGAGAGGGAGAGAGCGAGAGAGCGAGAGAAAGACAAAAACAGCAGGUCCGGGACAAGGUAGCACAUCUGGUGAACAGGUCAGCAUAGCUGAAAACUGUUGUGCUGAUUAAAGAAGCAAUAAAACUGGCCUUCUUGAGACUAGUUGAGUAUCUGGAGCAUCAGCAAUUGUGGGUUCGAUUACAGGCUCAAAAUGGCCAGAAACAAAGAACUUUCUUCUGAAACUCGUCAGUCUAUUCUUGUUCUGAGAAAUGAAGGCUAUUCCAUGUGAGAAAUUGCCAAGAAACUGAAGAUCUCGUACAACGCUAUGUACUACUCCCUUCACAGAACAGGGCAAACUGGCUCUAACCAGAAUAGAAAGAGGAGUGGGAGGCCCCGGUGCACAACUGAGCAAGAGGACAAAUACAUUAGAGUGUCUAGUUUGAGAAACAGACGCCUCACAGGUCCUCAACUGGCAGCUUCAUUAAAUAGUACUCGUAAAACCAGUCUCAACGUCAACAGUGAAGAGGCAACUCCGGGAUGCUCACCUUCUAGGCAGAGUUGCAAAGAAAAAGCCAUAUCUCAGACUGGCCAAUAAAAAUAAAAGAUUAAGAUGGGCAAAAGAACACAGACACUGGACUUCUUUGCAACUCUGCCUAGAAGGUCAGCAUCCCGGAGUCGCCUCUUCACUGUUGUUUUGCGGGUACUAUUACAUUUUCCAGGUCAAGGUUUGGCUUUUUCAGGAGAGGCUUUAUUACUGCCAUUUCUGGUGAGUUUGGUACACAUCCGGAGGAUAGGGAGCUGUUUAUUAAGUUCAACAUAGGAGGGCCAAGCACAGGAAGUAGCUCUUUCAGUAGUUUAGUUGGAAUAGGGUCCAGUAGGAGGCUGGAAGGUUUCGAGGCCAUGACUAUUUUCGUGAAUGUGUGGAUAGAUACAGGAUUAAAAUACUUGAGUGUCUUCAUUGAUCCUAGGUCCUGGCAGUUCUGUUCAGACUCAGAACAACUGAGUUUUGGAGAAAUAGGCAGAUUCAAAAAGGAGUCCGUAAUUUUCUUUCUAAUGAUCAUGAUCUUUUCGGCGAAAAAGUUCAAGAAUUCAUCACGGCUGAAGUGAAGGCCAUCCUCUCUUGGGGAAUGCUGCUUUUUAGUUAGCUUGGCGACAGUAUCAAAAAUACAUUUUGGAUUGUUUUUAUUCUCCUCAAUUAACUUGGUUAAGUAGGCUGAUCGAGCAGCAGUGAUGGCACGGUACUGUCUUUCCAAGCUAGUUGGAAGACUUCCAGUUUGGUGGAGCGUCAUUUCCGUUCCAAGUUUCUGGAAGAUUGCUUCAGGGCUCAGGUAUUUUCUGUAUACCAGGGAGCUAAUUUCUUGUGACAAAUGUUUUUUUGUUUUUAGAGGUGCGACUGCAAGGUUAAAUGUAGAUCCUCGGUUAGGUGGUUAAAUUAUUUUUGUACUCUGACGUCCUUGGGUAGGUGGAGGGAGUCUAGAAGGGCAUCUAGGAAUCUUUAGGUUGUCUGAGAAUUUAUAGUGCGGCUUUUGAUUAUUCUUUUUUGGGGUCCUGAUCAGAUUAUUUUGUUGCGAUUGCAAACUUAAUAAGAUUGUGGUCCGAUAGUCCAGGAUUAUGAGGAAAAACAUUUAGAUACACAAUAUAUAUUACAUGGGACAAAACUAGAUCCAGGGUAUGACUGUGGCAAUGCGUAGGUCCAGAGACAUGUUGGACAAAACUCACUGAGUCGAUGAGGGCUUCGAAAGCCUUUUGAAGUGGGUCUGUGGACUUUUCCAUGUGGAUAUUGAAGUCACCAAAAAUGGGAAUAUUAUCUGCCAUGACUACAAGGUCCGAUAGGAAUUCAGGGAACUCAGUGAGGAACGCUGUAUACGGCCCAGGAGGCCUGUAAACAGUAGCUAUACAAAGUGAUUGAGUAGGCUGCAUAGAUUUCAUGACUAGAAGCUCAAAACAUGAAAAAGCAGUCAUAUUUUGGGGGGUAAAUUGAAAUUUGCUGUCCUAAAUGUUAGCAACACUUUCGCCUUUGCGGGAUGCACGGGGGAUAUGGUCACUAGUGUAACCAGGAGGAGAGCCCUCAUUUAACACAGUAAAUUCAUCAGGUUUGAGCCAUGUUUCAGUCAGGCUAAUCACAUCAAGAUUAUGAUCAGUGAUUAGUUCAUUGACUAUGACUGCCUUAGAAGUGAGGGAUCUAACAUUAAGUAGUCCUAUUUUUAGAUUAUUAUUAUUAUUAUUAUUAUUAUUAUCAAUCUCUUUCAAUAAUGACAGGAAUGGAUGAGGUCUUUAUUCCAGUGAGAUUGCUAAAGCGAACACCGCCAUGUUUAGUUUUGCCCGACCUAGAUCGAGGCACAGACACGGGCUCAAUGGGGAAAGCUGAGCUGACUACACUGACUGUGCUAUUGGCAGACUCCACUAAGAUGGCUGGCUGGCUAACAGCCUGCUGCCUGGCCUGCACCCUAUCUCAUUGUGGAGCUAGAGCCCUGUCUAUGUUGAUAGAUAAGAUGAGAGCACCCCUCUAGCUUGGAUACUCGAUGCCAACACAUCUUUCUAGCAAAGUAACAGGCUUAAGUUAUGUUGCGCUUGGUGACCUCUGACUGUUUCAUCCUAACAUCGUUGGUGCCGACGUGGAUAACAAUAUCCCUAUACCAUCUACACUCCGCAGUUUUAGCCUCAGCCAGCACCAUCUUCAAAUUAGCCUUAACGUCGGUAGCCCUGCCCCCUGUUAAACAAUGUAUGAUCGCUGGAUGAUUAUUUUUAAGUUUAAUAUUGCGGGUAAUGGAGUCGCCAAUGACUAGAGUUUUCAAUUUGUCAGAGCUAAUGGUGGGAGGCUUCGGCAGCUCAGACCACGUAACGGGUGGAGGGGAGACUUGAGAAGCCUCGGGCUCUGACUCCGACUCGUUGCUUAGUGGGUAAAACCGGUUUUAAGUUUCUAUAGGCUGAAUGAGUGACACCAGUUGACCAUGCCGAAAGCAUUUCUUUCCUGAAGCCAUGAGAAAAUGGUCCGGCUGCUGGGACUGUGCAGGGGGAUUAACACUACUACCUGUAUUUACUGGUGGCACAGACGCUGUUUCAUCCUUUCCUAACACUUAAAUUGCCCUUGCCUAAUGUUAGAAAUUGCGUCAAUUCAAAUUGGUAUAGGAACAAAAGAGAGUCAACCACCGACUUCUAGGUAUACUAGUUAUUUUAAAUUAUGAACAAAAACCUUCAUGGUAAAUAUGAUGUUUCGUAUAUACGGGUCUUCUGUGAUGCUCGCAGGGACACUCCAGAGAACUAACACAUGUUCCAGAAACAAUACCCAAAUACUCUGACAGAGGGAACUUCCCACUCUCUGGUCUUGGCCAAUUAGAGUAAGACUUGAGCGUGUUUAAACUUCUAGCCAUCCGUUGUUCAGGGUGUUCUCAUCUCUUCGGCGCCAUUUGUUACCACUUCGCCAGGCCAGUAUCAUAACAACCUAUCUAGUGAGAAACGCUCCUUAGCUCAUCUGUCAAAGAAACUCAUAAUACAAGAACCAGUAUAGUCUAGAAUUUGAAGACACUCCUUAUCUAUUUUACCCCUAAACAGCUCUCAAUCAUCACUAAGCUUGCCAGUACAGCCUACUUAGCCAGUCAGAGAUUCUUCUAUUAUCAUCAUCAGUUUAAGAUAAAACGAUUUCGUCUGAAGCCAAGCUUGCAACUCGGCUAUCCUCACCAUAAGGCGAUAGUUCUCCUGUAUAUUAAGAGUACAGCGACUGCAAUGAGAAGACAUCAUGUUACGUAGCUUAUUGUUUUUGGCCUGAGGAGGUCCUGCAGAUCGAUGUCCAGAGAAAGCGUCCGUGGUGAAAAAGUUGAAUUAAAAAAGUUGUGUGAGGACAAAACUAAGACCUUAGUAAAUUUGUUAAAUACAGAGUUUGAUUAAAUAGUUAUUAAGAGUAAAAAGCAAAGAAGUUUGACAGGUAGCACACACACUUAUAAUUUUAAGUCAUAGUCUGACAUGAUGAAUGGUUGUACUUUGAACAGAUUGCGUUAGGUAAACGUUUUAUGUCAAUGUGAAUGUGUAUUAUCUGAUCUCUCCAGGUGGGUGUAGACUCUGGUGAUGUGUGUCCAGUGGGCUAUUUCUGCCCACUAGGCACCAGGUUUCCCCAUGAACACCCCUGUCCUGCUGGGACCUGGAGUAAUGCAGUGGGGACCCAGGGCCUGUCCUCCUGCUGGCCGUGUCUUCCAGGCCUCUACUGUAACACCACAGCCCUCACACAGCCCUCUGGGAUUUGUGCUGCAGGUAUAUAUUAUUAUGAGGGUAUUAAAUGGACAUUUCAAGCGAUGCCGUAGGACGCGGUUUUAUCCUGUCAUUAGACUACUUUAGAGGUCUGAAAACAUCUGACACAUUUUUUACCUAUGUCUUAACCAGGCCAGCGCCAGGGCCAGUGCCAUAUAAUGGAAUUGGGACAGCACUGCAUUUAGUAUGGCUAGGAUAUUGACGCUUUAUGUUAUAGCAUACUGUAUGUUUUUAGCUAUCAGUGUUUCAUGAACUCUGUGAAUUACAGGGUUUUACUGUUCAGGUGGAGCAAAAUCCCCAAAGCCGAUAGAUGGAGUGACAGGGGACACUUGUCCUAUUGGACAUUACUGUCCUAAGGGCUCAACGUCCCCCUUACACUGCCCUGAUGGCUCCUACUCAAACACUACAGGUAUAGUAUUGCCAGAUUCCAUGGCAUCCCUUCCAUACUGUACGCAUACAUGCGCUUGACCCUUUUUUCUGUUUCUGUUUUGAUCUGAAUAAUAUCUGUCACCCUACUAAACCUCCACCUUGUGAAAUCAAUACAGAAGACCAGUGUAUUUUAGGCAUUUUUCCCUUUUGAAUGUCCUGUAUACUGUAGGUGCUACAGAAUGUCUGGAGUGCCCUCCUGGGAGAUACUGCCUAGAGGGGGAAGGUGUUCAGCUCUGCCCCAAGGGUUUCUACUGUCUGGGGGGCACGGUGGAGGACGUAUUGCCCUGUCCACCAGGCACAUACAGCCAACAACCAGGACAGAGCCAACUGGAGCAGUGCCUGCUUUGUCCAGCAGGUGAGAGCAUUGUCUAUUGAAUUCAAUGAAAACCCUGCCUCGGCUGCAGUCACUAUUUCUACUGCAGUUACUACUUCUGCUGUCACCAUCCCACUAACGGCAACUAUCCCACACUAUUUAUAAUACAGUCACUACUUCUACUACUACACUAGCCUCACUUUUUCAACACUAGCCUCUAAAACCCUUCUAAACUUCUUCCACAACCAUAAAAAUGAUCUUAAGGCCAAUCUUGUGUGGGAUGCCACUUCUCACUUUUUGCUUGUUUCUCUCAACGACAGGAAUGUACUGUGAGGACUGGGGAUUGGCUGAACCAACUGGGCCUUGUCAGGCAGGUUACUUCUGUUUAGCAGGUAACGUACCCUACCACUAACACUGCUACAGUGCAAGGUAUCUCUUUAAGGACAGUAUACCGUGUAUUGGUUUAAUACGUUUCAAUAAUACAUUUUACAGUGUAAUACGUUUCACUCAGUACUCAAAAAAAUAACUACAAAUAACAUUUAAUGUCCCCAGGUCUAAACUUCAGGAACCCAGAUGGGAACAUCAGUACAGGAGUGGGGGGAGCCUGUCCAAAGGGUCAUUACUGUCCAGAGGGUACCAGUCUACCUCUACCCUGUCCUCUGGGGACCUUUUCUAACAGGUUAUUAACUGUUUAUUUAUGGUCUUUGUAUAUGGACACAUAAAGGCACACACCUAGAUGGGCUUGAACACUUAUAAACCAUUUGUAUAAUGAUAAUCAAUAUUCAUGAAUAGAUGUAUGUGACUAGGAUUUAAACCAGCGUGUUUGUGUGUGUGAUUAACUGAAUUGAAAUGGAAUUGACCCCAACCAUGUAAGUUUGGAGGUUACACAAUAACCAGCUGUCUACAAUUGAUAAGCAUUGCUCAGGAGAGGAGAUGUCCUCAGUAAAUAGUCCAUGUGUGUGUGUCUGUGUGUCUGUGUGUAGUCUCCAUGUGACAGAGGUCUCCGGCUGCAGCCCGUGUACUCCAGGACAGUUCUGUGGUUCCGAGGGGCUAACCCGUCCAUCUGGAGCCUGCCAGGAGGGAUUCUACUGCCCAGGGGGGGACCGCUUAGCCACGGGUACAUUAUAAUCAGAGCACAUUCAUUAUCAUAGGCCCUGCGAUACACUAGCGUCCUGUUCAGGGGGUGUUUGUGUGCGUCAAGCUGCUUCACGCUACAGAAUCAGGAGAUAGGCUCCUGCCCUAUGGGCCGUUCUGGCUCGGACAAGGCUUACUUGUCCAAGGCUUGCUUGCUUACUUACUUACAUUCAUUAUCACAGUCAAUCUAGUCUCUUCCCACAGCCUCUGUGUCUAGACCCAAGAGUUUGGCAAAGCGAGACUACAGUCAAUGAUAUAAUCAGAUCAGUUAGAGUUUUAGAUGAUAGUCAAUGAAUACAUCCCAAUUACACAUUGAUUUGAUCAAUAUUAGCAGCUCUAAUCACUGUUUCUAAUUGAAAUCUCCUGUGCAGGGUUUGAGGGAAGAGGAGGAAGAGAGGGAGGAGGAAGAUGGGGAGGGCUCUGCCCCCCAGCCCAUUACUGCUCCCCUGGCAGUGCCAUCCCAGUGCCCUGCCCAGCUGGCACGUAUGCCAGCCUGACAGGCCAGACGCAGUGCCCCCGCUGCCACGCUGGUUACUACUGCCCUGAGAGGACCAGUAACUACACCCUGUUCCCCUGUCCCCCUGGCUUCUACUGUCCUGAUGGUAGGAAACCAUAUCCUCAUGUCUUAUUAAGGUUUUCCAGCACAUGGUUGGUUGAAAAGGUUUGAGUCCUAAGCAAGUUGACCAGUGGGUGAGUCCAUGUUGUUUGAAGUGAUUACCAACCCAACAACAGUACUCUAGCGCUGUGUUUCUGAACCCUUUUUUGUACGAGGGACUGACAAGUUGAGUGUGUUGGGACCAGCCAGAGUUAAGCAAGUGUCAAAGCUGAGUGUGUUGGGAUACCUUGUUAGUGUGACUGCACAUAGGUCAGGAUUAAGGUUGUGGUGCUUAUUUUGGGGAUUUCAUUAAAUAACUGCAAAAUCUGUCUAUUCCACACAGUAUGGCCAUUAUCAGUGGUGUUGUGUUGUGUGUUACAGUGUGUUGUGUGUUACAGUAUGUUGUGUGUUACAGUAUGUUGUGUGUUACAGUAUGUUGUGUGUUACAGUGUGUUGUGUGUUGUGUGUUACAGUAUGUUGUGUGUUAUAGUAUGUUGUGUUGUGUUCAAGGCACGCGGCAUGCCACCCAGUUCCCCUGUCCCCGUGGCUACUACAACCCUGAGCCCAUGACCCAGAGCCUGGACAGCUGUCUGCCCUGUCCCCCUGGACACUACUGUGAGAAGGAGAGACUGACCGCUGUCUCAGGGGAAUGCAAAGCCGGUCAGUUGAUAGGCCUCUAUUAUCUGAAAGACUCUCUCUAGGGCCAGGGGUUCUCCCAUACCAUGUGAUCUGACCAGAAAUAACUCGCAGCUGUAUUCGUAAAUAUAACUAGGGCAGGAAAACCUGCUGGCCUUAUGCCCUUCAUAUGAGUGAUUCAGGAUACUGUGUCUUGUAUGGCUCUCUCUCUCUCUCUCUCUCUCUCUCUCUCUCUCUUACACUCGCUCUCUCUCUCUCACACUCUCUCUGCCCCUUUCUCCAUCACCCCCAGGUUGGUUCUGUGUGUCCGCUGCCUGGAACUCCCAGCCCUUUGACCUGGACAACUACACUAACGCCAACUGCCUGUGUCCUGCCACCUCCACCGGGGGGCGCUGUCAGGAGGGCUUCUACUGCCCCCAAGGAAGCCCUGAGCCUCUGCCCUGCCCUCCAGGGGCCUUCUGCAACAUCUCUGGUAGUGUGUGUGUCACACCCUAUUGUGUCACCCCAAUCAAGAUUCCUUUUUCAGCUUGUUGCUCAUUAGAGUAGAACACCACAUGCGGGCCUUAUGUCUGACACCCCUGUGGGUGGUUUGAGUACAUUUUAUUCUGAGAGAAAAUAUCUCAAUUGACAUGACUAAAACCAAAUUGAAACUGUGUAGAAAUGAUAAUGGACCUACAUUUAUAGUCUCUUCACUCUGUCCAGCUUGCUAACAGUCAUCGAAACGAAAGAUAGAGGGUCAGCGAGCAUUGAAAAUUCCAAAAGCGAUAUAGGAUGUUUUUUUGCUAAUUUUGACAGCAAGAAAUAUAACACAUUUUAAGUGCGGCCCUUCGGGCCUCGGUGAAGACCGAAUGCGACCCGUGGUGUAAAAUUAGUUUUACACCCCGGCGUAGAAUUUAGAAUACCGUACUGAAUUGAAAUGGAAUUGACACCAACCCUGGGAGUCAAUUUGGAACUGAAACGGUAACUCAGUAUACAACUCUUCAGUAAAUAGUUAAUGGAUGAUUGUAAUCUGAUGAAGCAGAGCUUUCAAUUGCAUACACACUCAUACAGUUAGUUAUAUACUCAUUCCUCAUGUUGUCCAAUAGGUCUGGCCCUGCCCAUGGGACCAUGCUCCCCUGGCUUCUAUUGCACAGAGGGAGCCACUCGGGCCAAACCCACUGACGGAGAGACUGGCAACAUCUGCCCUCCUGGAACUUACUGUGGUAAUUGAUACAGCAGCACUCACCCUGGUUCUUAAUUAGUCAAAACACAUCUGUGUUCUUAUUGGACACUUUAAGGUAGUAACCCCACAUUUCCCUCGAUUUCAAAACGUUUUCCACCUACUGAAGUGUGGUGAGCUUGAUGUGUGGAGAGCUUUCUGGCACAAAAUGUCUGCUACGCGUUGGCAAUGGAAGAAUUUAGUCUCUCUCCCCCCCAUACACUGCAAAGGGCUUUGAACACCUGGAAAAGUCCCUUGCAAAUCAAAUCUAUUAUCAUUUUUUAAUUGCCUCUCCAUCUUGAUGACAACUGUGAAUCGUGUUGAUAGCCAUUAUCUGUCUUUACUAGCAGUGGAGUGAAGUUGUCUUUUCCUCUCAGGUGAAGGUUCUGGGGAGCCAGAGCUGUGUCCUGCUGGUACUUUCUCCCAAGUCUCAGGCCUCUCCAAUGUGUCUCAGUGUCAGGCUUGUACUGCAGGGUUUUACUGCGCUGCUGCAGGCCUGAGGGAUCCUACUGGGCUAUGUAGCGAGGGUGAGUUCAUUUUGGCUCAAUCCUAAAUCGACCCCCAGACCCUAUGCACUUGUGAAAAUCAGGUGUAAGCAAUAUGGUAAUAGCUCCACUUGCUCACUGAUAUGCUAGGGGGAAGUUUCAUCAUAUUGCUUAUACAAAUCAAAUUCUCUCGGAUCUCCACAAGUGCAUCUCCACAAGAGCGUAUGGUUUAUGGGUAAAUUUGGAAUUGGGCCAUAAACUGUACUUGUGUGGCUUAACUCUGUCCUCCUUGCUAGACGUGCCUUCAGGUCUCCCAUCAGUGGUAGAAAUCCUUUCACGCUACUUCCUAUUGUUACGCUAUAUUUUAUUGAUCCUUUGUACCAGGUAUUCUCAUGCCUUAUUGGUUAAUUAUUUAUCCAUGUGGGUCCAUUGAGAUGGUUACUGUAUCUCUAGCCAAGAGGUAGUGUCACAAUAUAAAGGCUGUCACUGUAACCAGAGGAAAGAGAGACUGUCGUAUUGUAACUCUGUCUCUAUCGCGGUGUUCUAGGUUACUGGUGCCCUCCAGGUCAGAGGGUGGCCACAGCCCUGGCUUGCCCAGCAGCCCACUACUGUCCCCAUGGAAGUGCAGUUCCUGAGCCCUGCCCCUCUGGAACCUUCCAAGACAGAGAGAAACAGGCCACCUGCAAUAUCUGUGAAGAGGGUAUGUACUGUAAUUGUAUGAGCUCUCUCUCUCUGUUAACAGUACACUGUUCUGUGUUCUGGAUCAUUCCACAUACUUAGGGCACAGAGUUUUUCCUUACUAUGUGACCUGACCAGGAAAAACUCUGGACGCUAGUUAUAACCUAUAUAACUCUGGACCCUAGUUAUAGCCAAUUACAAGGACCCAGAGUCAGGUCACAUGGUCAGAAAAAGCCCAGGACAGAUAUUGGCAAGCUAAUUAUUGAUCAAAGUUGUGCACUAAAAUACACAAACAACACUGUAUCUUUCCAUCUAGGUUAUUACUGUGACCUGAGGUUGGGCCUGGAGAAUGCCUCAGUGCUUCGGCCCUGCCCUAAAGGACAUUACUGCCCCCGGGGCACUGCCUUGGCCACCCAGAACCCCUGCCCCCCAGGCUCAUUCAACCCCAGAGAGCGAAUAGACCGCCUGACUGGCUGCAUGCUCUGUCCUCCAGGACAGUUCUGUCCUACCAUGGGACUCGCUGAACCUGCAGGUGAGAUAGAUCUCCUUUCUCCUGAAGUGUGCAGUCGUUCACUGCUUCCCACCAAUCUAAAAGCAUUGGAUUGGGGGAGGCAUGGGCUAGUGGGAGUUUUCACUACAUUUCUUAUACCAGUCAUUUCCUGGUAUAAUCAGUAAAGGGAAGUGGACAAGUGCACACUUUGGGAGGAGAGAUAAUUGGGAUAUAGCCAGAGGUUAUUGAUGUAUCACCUAUUUUUGUGACUCUUCUCUUUUUCUCACCCAGUUUCUCGUCAACUAUACAAUCAGGUCCAUAAUUAUUGGCACCCUUGAUAAUGAAUAGCUAAAAAUUCUGUAUAAAAUAAAUAAUACAAAUACUGAGCUAUAUUGUAUGCAAAAAAAAAAAAAGUUUGAUGGGAGCUAUAUAUACAGUAUAUAUAUAUUGGAAGUUAAGUUAACUCAUCGUGACAUAACCAGAGCUUGGCUCCUAUGCUUGGUAAUGCAGUGUGACAGGUACUGUACAGUAGGAAGAAGCAAACACUGAUGAUAUGUUUUGUAACAUUGUACGUAGGUUACUGCAACGCUGGCUUCUGGUGCAGGGAGGGGGCGUACUCCCCCAGUCCUGUGGACGGCCUCUCAGGCUUUCUGUGUCCUGCUGGACAAUACUGCCCCUCAGGUAGCUCUCUGUUCCUUCUCCUACUGUGUAGCUCUCAAAUACUUGUUAUUUUGCUUUGAGUAGCCAGAGACUAUGUAUAAUAUACUCAGUAUUAAUACUGCAUCUGACCAGUUUGAUCAUUACAGUACUGUUAUAAACUGAGUGGAGGUUUCGGACUAGUAAUCUCGCUGCAUGGUGUAUACUGCUGCAUCAAUCAAUCAAUUGAUUUGCGUAUACAGUUUAUGAUGGGAUUUUACAACACACCAGUUGCUAAGGCAUUGUAGGCAUUGAGAUUUCUCUGGACCUGCUCUGCAGGUACCCCUGCCCCUGUGCCCUGUCCUUUGGGCACCUGGUCCAACAGUACAGGCCUGGCGAACCAGGAAGAGUGCCAACCAUGCCCUGGAGGACUCUAUUGUGACUCUAACAGCCUCACCGCUCCCACUGGGCCCUGCACUGGAGGGUAUACAGUAAAUACUAUCUCACUUAUACACAGGCUGAGUUCCAAUUCCCUUACUCCCCCUUGUGGAUUUAAAGGGAUAGUUAAAAAAUUAAGUUUGACCUUUUUUUCCUAACUACACCAAGCAUUUGGUUGAUGUAAGAAGGGGAGUCAUAUUUCUUACACCAUCCUUCCAUGGGGAGUAGACAAGGGCACACUCAGGGGGAAAAGGGUAGAUAAUCUGACAAAAGCUAUAGUGUUUUUUUAUUUUAUUCAGUAGUUCAGUUAUCAUGUAUUCUUCCUUUUCUGUGCAGAUAUUAUUGUCUUGAGAGAGCAGUGACACCCACUCCCACUGAUGGCUCCACAGGCGGACCCUGUCUAGAGGGUCACUAUUGUCCCGUAGGAACCACUCAGCCGUUGCCCUGUGAUCCAGGGACAUACAUGAUUGGAACGCAUGCAACUGAAUGUGAGCCCUGUACCCCUGGCUGGUACUGUGUGUCAGGCACCCUGCAACUGUGUCCUGCAGGUCAGUAGAGCAAUUCUUAUAUCUUUGAACUUUCGUUGAAAUACUAAUAUAAGGUAUCAUUGAUAAAACCCUCGACAACAAUACGGCUGAAUGUCUCUCAUUACGACACUACAUUGAUAAGGAUAUGAGAAUCUGCAACUAUCUAUAUAAUCACAGCACCCCACAGAUGGGAAAAAGUGGAACUUUUGAUUGAGUGGAACAUUGGUUCGUACUCUUGCACCAAGAAAAGUCCAAUCUUUUUUUCUUUCUUUCUUUACCCUCUAGGUUUUUACUGUCACGAGGGAACGGGAUAUGACUUGAGAGCUUGUCCAGAGGGCACGUACAGCCCUGAGCUGGGCCUGACGUCCAUCAGCCAGUGCAGGCAGUGUGACGGUGGCCAUUACUGUCCACUUAGGAAUGGCACCUCGGUCACAGGACAGUGCCUGGAGGGGUAUUACUGCUCCUACGGAAACACCUCUCCACAGCCUCCCUCUCACUCUGCAGGUGACAAUGUCUAUCUAAUAAUGGUUCUGGUCACACAUUAAAUUGACUGCAACUUAUAAAGGAUUCAUAGAAUGUUCAUAAAGUCUUCAUGAGAACUAUAUACAGUGCUAUGAAAAAGUAUUUGCCCCCUUUCUAAUUUUCUCUACUUUUGCAUAUUUGUGAUACUGAAUGUUAUCAGAUCUUCAACCAAAACCUAAUAUUAGAUAAAGGGAACAUAAGUGAACAAAUAACACAACAAUUACAUACUUAUUUCAUUUGUUUCAUAAACAAAGUUAUGCAACACCCAAUUCCCCUGUGUGAAAAAGUAAUUGCCCCCAUACACUCAAUAACUGGUUGUGCCACCUUUAGCUGCAAUGACUCCAACCAAAUGCUUCCUGUAGUUGUUGAUCAGUCUCUCACAUCGCUGUGGAGGAAUUUUGGCCCCCUCUUCCAUGCAGAACUGCUUUAACUCAGUGACAUGUAGGUUUUCAAGCAUGAACUGCUCAUUUCAAGUCCUGCCACAACAUCUCAAUUGGGAUUAGGUCUGGACUUUGACUAGGCCAUUCCAAAACUUCCAAUUUGUUGCUUUUUAGCAAUUCUCAUGUAGACUUGAUUGUGUGUUUUGGAUCAUUGUCUUGCUGCAUGACCCAGCUGCGCUUCAGCUUCAGCUCACAGACGGAUGGUCUGACAUUCUCCUGUAGAAUUCUCUGAUACAGAGCAGAAUUCAUUGGGAAUUCAUUGGGUGUUGCAUAACUUUGUUUAUGAAAUAAAUGAAAUAAGUAUGUAAUUGUUGUGUUAUUUGUUGGAUCUCCUGAGUGGCGCAGUGGUCUAAGGCACUGCAUCGCAGUGCUAGCUGUGCCACUAGAGAUCCUGGUUCGAAUCCAGGCUCUGCUGUAGCCGGCCGCAACCGGGAGACCAAUGGGGCGGUGCACAAUUGGCCCAGCGUCGUCCAGGGUAGGGGAGGGAAUGUCCGGCAGGGAGGUAGCUCAGUUGGUAGAGCAUGGAGUUUGCAACGCCAGGGUUGUGGGUUCGAUUCCCACGGGGGGCCAGUAUGAAAAAAAAUAAAAAAAAUAGAAAAACUGUAAGUCGCUCUGGAUAAGAUGUUAUGUUCCCUUAAUCUAAUAUUAGGUUUUGGUUGAAGAUCUGAUAACAUUCAGUAUCACAAAUAUGCAAAAGUAGAGAAAAUUAGAAAGGGGGCAAAUACUUUUUCAUAGCACUGUAUAUGCUUUAUAAAUAUUUGAUAAGCAAAUGUCUUUACGUCUGGUGAUAUGCCAAAUGUGGCAUAACCCUUUUGCCAUCCAUUAUAAUGAAAUCUGCUUAUGAAUGGUUUCUAAAGCAUCUAAGGCCUUACACAUGGUCUAUGAAUGGUUCACUAUACUGUCUUUGCUUCAGGUGGAGGGCCAUGCCCUGCAGGUCACUACUGCCCUAGGGGCACCAUCAAUCCUCAACCUUGCCCCAUUGGCACAUUCAGCAACCUGACCAAACUAGUCUCCCAGGUAUGUUAGUUUCCCAAGGCUCAAUACGCUCAAUAUUCCUGACAUUUCAUCCCAAGACCACAGCACAGUGACUGCAGCCUGAGCGGUUGUUGCUAUGCUCUACCUUCUCCCAUAGAACGGCUGCCAGCCCUGCUCCCCGGGUUAUUACUGUGACGCGUCUGGGCUAACAGCGCCUACAGGGGAAUGCUGGGAAGGUUUUUACUGCCGCCGUGGAGCAGUUGUCCCCAACAGCCCUAUCAGAGACAGCCGAGGAGGGCCGUGUCCACGAGGUAACUAACCAAUCCACACCUCCUCCUCUGGGUUCGCAAAUAUAAAGGGCUCCCCAGAAUGUUGUCUCCGUCUCUCUUCUCUUUUCUCUCUCUCUUUCUCUCUCUCCCUAUUAUCUCUGUCUCUCUCUGUCUCUGUGUCUCUUUCUCUACCUCUCGCUCUCUCUCUCUCUGUCUUUCUCUCUCCACUCAUUGUUUUCUGUUUCUCACACGCAGGUUAUUUUUGCUCUAACGGUUCUGCAGCUCCGCAAGAGUGUCCCCAGGGAGCCGUCAGUGUAGAGGAGGGCCGAUCCAGCUGCAGCCCCUGUCCCCAGGGGUACGGUUACACACACACACUGCUCUCUCAGGGCUACCUCUCUCUAAUACUGCUCUAGCAGGGUCACACACUCACUGUGCACACACAUGCCCAUAGGCCCCAUGGGAUUAAAGCUGUGAAGAUAAUAUUAUUGAAUCAUGUUGUUAUAUCUAUGAUGUAAUAUCUACAGCUUCGAGCCUGUUCCUCUUUCUAAGAUCUGCUUUUAUGGAGUACAUCAUGAAAUCUGACAAAUUGUUAUGCCCACAUGUUUUAUUCCCGAAGAGUGUAUGUGUGUGUGUGUGUGUGUGUCGCGUGCGUGUGUGCGAGUUCUCUUUUGGGUGUGUGUGCAUACACUAUUAUGAUCAAUCAGAUCACAGGUUCUUACAUACAGUAUUUAUUUCCUUUUCUCCAGUUAUUACUGUCCUGGCAACAGCUCCCUCUAUGAAACUAAUGAGUGCCCUGUGGGUCAUUACUGCCCAACUGGUACCUCCUCCCAGUACCAGUACCCAUGCCCUGCUGGGACUACCAACCCACACACUAGAAUGGGCAGUCCACAGGACUGCCUGCCAUGCCCCCCAGGUGAUACACAUAUCUAUCUGGUUGUUAUUGUCUAUUUCAUCUUAUUUCUAAUUCUUUUAAUAUAUCAAACAGUAUUAGAUAUAAAAAAGUUACUUUUCAAGAUGCCUGUGCUGCGAUAAUGCACACCAUUAAUUUCACAAACUCACCCAGGGUGACGCCAAGCGUCAAAUUCAUUAGCAAUCAUCUAACAACAUUGUACAAUAACCAUUAUAAUGAAAUACUUUCUUAAAUAGGCCCCUGGCAGUGCAGUGACUUCCAUUUUGAAACCCAGGUUAUUUUUGCUGGACUGUAUAAAUUAAUUUUUUUAUGCCCCCAACUGUACAUCAUCUGAACAGGUAUAGUAACUGAUAGAAUUACACAAGUCUUUUAUUUAAACAUUUCUUAACAUUUAACAUGUUUGAGGUGCAAGUGGAUGUCACAUUCACCCAUUGCCCCGUUUAUAGCUAUUUUAAAAGGAGAUCUAUCUAGUGAUCCUGGUCUAAGAUCAGUUUGCCUAGAUUAUAAUGAAUAAGAUUACAUGGAAAGGGAGGACCUGAUCCAAGAUCCGAUGAAAACAGGCCCUGGUCUGAUUGGUCCGACCUCCUUUUCUCAGGGUUUUUCUGUGGCUUUCCUGGACUGAGUGCCGUAUCGGGCCAGUGCAUCGCUGGCUAUCUUUGCCACUCCGGAGCAGUGUCGCCGACACCUGAAGACGGUGUGACCGGUGACCGGUGUCCCCAAGGUCACUACUGUCCAGAGGGCUUGGCUGCAGCGCCACGUCCCUGUCCUCUAGGAUAUUACAGCAACACUACCAGGAACACACAACUCUCUGACUGCCUGCCCUGCCCUGCAGGUGGGUGCUGAUCAAACACAUUUUAUUUUAAGUACGGACCACUAUUCUUUAUCUUAUGAGGAAACAUUUUCUGAUGGAUAUUUGACUGAUAUACUGCACAUGAAGUUUCUUCAUGGAAGAAAAGUUAUUUGAAUAGCGAUUUAUAUUUGACUGGCAUCAAAUUGACUUUUGUUAGGCUACUUUUUGAUUGUGCAUCAGUGAAGUCUUCUCUCUCAAAUGCAGGGUUCAUUUGUGCCAGCAGAGGGCUCUCCCUCCCUUCUCAUCUCUGCCAGGCUGGCUCCUACUGCCCUUACCGACACAACUCCAGCCUCCCUGGCUCUAUCACCUGCUCAGCUGGGCAUAUGUGCCCACUUGGCAGUGCCAUCCAGGUUCCCUGUGUCCCAGGGACUUACCAGGACCAACCUGGGCAGGUAGGGAGGAGGACAUUCAUAGCAGUAUAUUUCAUCUUGACCACCAUUCUAGUAAAGCUGAACAGUUUGUAGGGCCAGGAGUUUUUCUUGACCAUGUAAUCUGACCAGGAAACACUCAGGGCCCUAGUUGUAGGUUUUAACUGUGCUUAAAAUAAAUCCUGGUCUGGUCAGAAAAAACUCCAGACCCUACAUACACUGCAUACUGAGUGUUAAUGAUAUUCUAUGUCAUCCCUUUCACAGGCAGAAUGUUUUACCUGUUCAGCAGGGUUUUACUGUGAAGGCUCAAUACAUCCUAACACAGGAGAGGUGACGGGAACACACACACCGACCCCUUGUCUAAAGGGACACUACUGCCCACCAGGUAGUGUAUAUAGGGCAUUAUACUAUUUGUCUGUAUUGAAAUAAGUGCCACACAUACCAUAGUGGCUAAGACACAUUGCUGAGAAUGACACUAGACCUAUAUGGCAUCUGUGUGUGAUUUCUUUGUUCUCCAGGCACACAGUCUGGUGUGGAGUACCCAUGCCCAGCUGGCACGUUUAGUGGGCAGACCAGCACGUCUAAUAAGAGGGGGUGUGUACCCUGCCCUCCAGGGAAGUACUGCAGCUCUGCAGGGUUGGCAGUGCCUACUGGGCAAUGCUCUCCUGGGUGGGUGGCAGCAUUAUAAAUCAUUUUUUCAUGUUGAAUCGUAUCUCUGGUUCAGCAUGUAUGGUCCUUGAGAUUUAUGUUGCGUUGUCUCUACUAUUGUGUUCCCAUUUCUUCCUCUAAAUUCACUCUCUCCCUCUAUACCUUUCUCUCUUGUUUCUAUCUCAUUCUUUCUCUCUCUCUCUUUUCUCUCUUCUUUUCUCUCUCUCUUUCCCUCUAUCUCCCUCCCUCCUUCCCUCAUCCAGGUACCUUUGUAUCCAAGGUUCUGUUACUUCUCAGCCAGCUGGAGAUCCUACAGGUGGGAAAUGCACCGCUGGGUCCUACUGCCCACUGGGUACCAGUCACAUGCUUCUCUGCCCGCCUGGCACUUUCAGCUCUUUAGAAGGUGACAUUUAAACUGGGGACAUUUCAACAUGAAGGUCUUUUUUUAUAUAUCCUGUACUGUAUGUAUCACAUUUAUGUAAGCGUGGUUGCUGUAUAUGGCCCUUAUAAAUGAUAGGUUUGUCAUUAUCUUUCAUAUAAAAUGAACACAUUCAUAUUGAUUACAUAUGACUCAAUGGAAGCCCUGAAUUAUAUGAAAAUUAUGACAAUUAAUUAAUGUCAUAUAUACAAUUAUUAUGAAAAUGAGCUCCAUGUGUUCUGGUGUGUUUGCUGUGCAGGGGCAGUAUCUGUGGCUGCGUGCCAGCCCUGUGUGCCUGGGCAGUACUGUGCAGACUUUGGACUUGCCUCCCCAUCUGGUCCCUGCACCGCCGGGUUCUACUGCCCAAUAGGAUCCAGAACCCCCACGCCAAAUCAUAAUGUGACAAGUAAUAAUGCGACAAUUAAUAAUGCGAUAAGUACUUGAAUCAGGUGUGCUAGUUCAUGGCUCCAACAAAAUUGUGAAAUGUCUGGCGGUCCCCAAGAAGAGGUUUGAAAAAGGCAGAUUUAUACAAUAUGAGUAGAGCCAGGAGUUUUUCUUGACUAUGUGUGACCUAACCAGGAAAAACUCUGGUCUAAAGUAAUAGGCUAGAUCUAGCAUCCUGGCUUUUUCUUUGACGGGUCAUGGGGUCAGGUAAAACUCCAGGCCCCACUAAUGAUAAUGACAUAACAUGUUGUCCCGGUUACAGGAAAUGCAACUUCUGUAUAUCCUCCUCGUGAUGGAGAGGUCUUGGGACAGAUCAAUGGAGACAUUUGUCCAGGAGGCCACUACUGUCCGAUUGGGACAGCUCAGCCAAUACCCUGCCCCCCAGGUACACUAUAAUAAAGACAUAAUGGAUUCAGACAAGUUCCAAGGGCAAUGAAAUCUAAUAGGUGUACCAAUAAAGCUGUCUUUAAGGCAGCUCAUUAGAAAAUCACUCGUGAUCGAUGUGGCAAUGUUAUGCUAUUUCUAUUUAGUGUGUGUGUGUGUGUGUGAGUGUGUGUCACUUUAGAUAACACGUGAUGUGGUCCUUUAACAAGAUUAGACAAUGCUACACCAAAAAUAGAUAUUCUUUUUUUGGCAGCAUGAUUUAUGUUAAGUGUCUACGACUGACCCUAGAUUGAAUGAACUGUCCAUUUAGUGCUCCAAGUUGUGUCAGAUACAAGACAGACUCUUGGCAGGCUACAUUAUGUCUCUCGUUGGUAAAAGGAUAGUCUUUCUGUAGAACAAUAAUCAAAUUAGACGCAAUUACUAGAUAUACUAGAACAUUUCCCCCCUCGAAACUCUCGUGGACAGAUUAUGCAAGAUUUUAGUUCAGAGUUAACCGAGAUUACCCUCUCUCCAUUUCUUCUAUUCCAGGCACCUUUCUGGGUAGAUAUGGUGGUCAAUCAGAGGCAGACUGUGAGGCUUGUCCGUCUGGAUUCUACUGCCCUGUGUGGGGGCAGACCACCACAGACCUCCGCUGUCCCCAGGGUUGGUUCUGUCCAGUAGGCUCUGUAUCAGGGCAUCAACCAGGUAAACCGGGUACAGCCAGAAGAGGAUGGCCUGGUUCCUCCCUAGAUUCCUCCCUUCUUUUAGUUUUUACUGGCCACUGUGCUUUUGCUUUGCUUGCUCUUUGGGGUCUGAGCAGGGUAAUUGUAAAGCACUUUGUGUCAUCUGCAAAUGUUAAAAGGGCUUUAUAAAACAAACUUGAUUGUUUGCUCCAUGCUGGUUAUUAUGUGCGGUCUCAUUCCUCUCACAGUACUCAUCAACCAGGGAGAGAAAGAGAAAGCCAGGGAUGGGUGAAUUACUGUAGAUAAAUGGGGAUAAUGUCCACUCAUUGUUUGUAUGGCAUGACAAUUAACAAAUUAAGAGUUGGAUGCAGCACCUACAGUAUAGCUCUGUGCUAGCCAAAAGUGUUCUUUUUUGUCUAUUUCCUCCAUUGGUGAGGUGCUGACUAACGGAAAAUAAUCUAUACAAAUGAAAAAUAAAGUUGCACGCUCAAGAACAGAUGAGUGUGACUUUCUUUUUCAUUUGUCUAGUUUCUGUGUCAAAUUGAAUGUGCAUAAACACUCUCGAUUUCCUUGGAUCCAUUUCCUCAUCAGCAAGGUUCGUAAAUAGCCUGAUGCAACUCCUCCAUGCUGCCACAGUCAUUACACCCACUUCUCCCUGCAGUCCACAGGGUCUCCCAGCAGGGGCAAAAAAAAUCCAAUAGCAUUGCCAUGACACCUAAUUUAAUAUUUAUAACGUUUGAUUCUGUUUCCUGUUUUGUUGCACUGUGUUUAGAAUGUCAGUGCCCGUCUGGUCAUUCGUGCCCGUAUGGAAGUGCCGAGCCUGUCAUCUGUGCCCCUGGCACCUAUCAGUCUUUGACUGGUCAGUCUACAUGCAAGACCUGCCCACCAGGUGCCUACCAUGUAUGCCUGUAUGAUUCAAGGACACUUUUCUAACACACAGUCUUAUUUUCUAUGCUAUUCGGGCCAAAUCCUAACUUGGAGAUCCACCCUUUUUAGCUAGCCCAGCUAGCCCAUUCAGAUAGCCUGGUCUCAGAUCUGGUCAUUGUCACGGUGUUGGCAAGAUGGCACAAACUCAUCUGGACCAGGCUAGGAUUCCACACUACGUGAAAUGUGUCAUCCAUUUAGCAUAGCGGUUAGGUCUUAAUUGGUAAAAAAUACUUAUUGAUAAUAAAGAACAUUCUAUUCUAGUCAGCUUUACUGUUUACUUUUCUGUUCCAGGUUUUUACUGUGUGGAGGGAACCUCUGUCCCAGCACAAUGCCCAGCUGGCAGUGUGAGUCAGGCUGAGGGGAGGGCAUCUCAGAGGGACUGUACUCCAUGCCCUCCUGGGCUCUACUGCAACAGCAGUUCUCUCACCUCUCCCUCAGGUCCCUGCUCUCCAGGUCAACACAGGAUAAUAACAUAUCAAUAAUGUUUUAAUAACGUUUUAAUAUCAUCAUUUCAGACUUCUGAAGCUCUCCAGGUUAGAUACACUGUACAGUUAUAACAUAUGAAGAACAUUUUUAAUAUAUAUUAUUGCCCAUGUGCUUGGGGGACCCCAUUUUUUCCGGCAGAAUUUCUCGUGACCCCACCCCAAAUCUAAUGACACAACCUUAAAGUCUGUAAAUUUACAUUUUUACAUCGACAAAUAACCUUAAAUUCAUUGCACUUGCAUCUCUAAUCAAAAUGAAAAGAAACCAAUAAAUACAAUAAUCUUUCUCAAAAACGUUUAUAUAUUGUCCCAUACAAUAAUCUGUUCUCUUAAUUUUUUAUUUGUUUUAAAAUUUUGGCGACCCCACUGUCGUGACCCUGACUUUGAAUACCACUGCCUUAGGUGAUGGCAGUCUUGGUUUCUGUUUUUAUUGACUAGCUGUUCAUUGUCUUUACUCCUGUAUGUCUGAAAGGCCACUUCUGUUCCCGUGGAGCUACUAUUCCUGCCCCAGUCUCCCAGACCUUUGGGGAUGUCUGCCCUCUAGGACACUACUGCCCAGAGGGUAGUGGGUUGCCCAGGCCCUGUUCUGUGGGUAGCUACCUUCCAGAGAGGGGUGCUUCAUCCCCCUCCCAACUGCUACCCUUGUCCCCCAGGAAGAUACUGCCUCAACCCAGGCUCCUCACAAUCCACAGGUGUGGAAAAACUCUCAACAUUGCCUGUCUCAUAUCAACUAAUGACUAAAUGUAAACUAGUGCUUGGAGUUUUUCCUGGUCAGGUCACCAGGGGUGUAAUCAUUACGCCGAUUCUCUUUCAAAAUGUUUCGUAUGUUGUAAAAUGUUUUCCAACAGAAACCGUUUACUCCAAACGGAAAAAGCAAAUGAGAGUUUCUAUUGGACAAAUGUAGCUAUGUCCUUCCAUGUUUUGUUCUGUUUGCUCUGUCUGCUUCCGUUUGGUUCUUAAACGGUAAACGGUUUCCGUCAAACCAGGGCCCCAACUUUUUCAUGUUCAUAUCAUGUGGUCAUGUGACCAGAAAUAAAAACCUGUGGCUACAUAUCAUACAAUUAGGUUAAUUUGCACAUUUGCAAUAUCAUGUUUUAUGUUCACGUUAAUGCCACACUCCUCUAUAGGUCCUUGCUCCCCUGGUUUCUACUGUAGUGGGGGUGCAGACAGUGCUACACCCCAGGCUAACUCCUCCCAGCUCAGCUGCCUGUGUGGCAUGAUAGAGCUCCAUCCUACUAACCAAGACCUUUGUUCCUGGUUACACAACACUUCCUGCUCACCUAACAGUAAAGAUACAGGUAAGGCAAUGUAUAUUUGACCGGCAGAAAAAAAAUGGUGGCGGACAGUGGUACGCUAACCCAAUGUUAAAGGCCCAAAGCAGACGUUUUUAUGUCAAUAUCAAAUUGUUUCUGGGUAACAAUUAAGUACCUUACUGUAAUACUUUUUAUCAAUAAAAGUCUGUGUGUUUUAGCUAGAGACUUCCAGUGCAAUGUCUGGGAGCGGCGGUUUUAGUGAGAUGAGUGAGGAUCUUCUGAGCAGUUUUCGUCGCAAAAAACAUCUGUAAAGAUCGAAUGGUUUGAGUUUCAAACUAUUUAACCUAACCCUCAUUCCCAAACCUAACCUUAACCAUUAAUUAAUUUUGACCGCUGUGCCUAAAUUAAGUUUUUCUUCUGCUGGUCGACUAUCCACUUCCGACAGGUAAACCAAUGUCAUGGACUCUAUAGUCUCUACUAACAGACUGUCUAAAAGCUGUCCAGCACGCACCCAAAAUGUGGUUCUCGGUUCUUCUGAAAUGAUGGACUGUAGAGCUUGGAGGUGAAUGUAAUUGAGUUACAGUUGGAGGCUAUAGCCUUAACAUAUUUUUAUUGCGUUAUUUCAUUUUUAGAUGUAGAUGGGAGCUGGAUGGAUGUCGUAACUAGGCCAUGGUCAGGUCAGGCCUUGGCCGACUCUACACCUCAUCUCAAGAGCCCACUUUAUAAAUGUGCUAACUUCAAAGGCGAUGUAUGUCCCAAAGGUAUGCAUUGCCUGCUAUGUGAACUCUUGCACUCUAGUGGUUGCUUCUAUUUAUGCCAAUAGCCUUAGAAACUGUGCAGAUAAAUAUAAAAACAGAUAGCUUUUUUAUUUAGUAGAUAGUCAGGCUUGCUGUUUAACCGUGUUGGAUUAAAGUGUGUUUUCUCGUACUGGAUUUAUAUAGUGUUUUUCCAGGUUUUCAAAGUGCUUUACAUUGUAUGGGGGUGAAACUCACCUCAUCCACUACCAAUGUAUAGCAUCAACCACAAUAUGUGUAUGUCUGUCCAAUAGGUUUCUACUGUCCUGUAGGAUCGGCCUACCCUCAGCCCUGUGACACUGGGUCCUACUGUGGUCAGACUGGUCUGGAUGCCCCCAGUGGCCUCUGUACCCCAGGCUACUUCUGCUCCAGGGGUUCCACAGCCCCUCACGCCUCACUCUGCCCCCCUGGACACUACUGCCCCCAGGGCACACCUCUCCCUCUACCCUGCCCCCCUGGAACCUUGAUGGGUAAGAAACAAAAACACAAGCCUGGUCCGAGAUCUGUUUAUGCUGUAUAGCCAACAACAAGCUUAGGAGUUGGAUACAGCACAAACAGAUCUGUGACCAGGCUACAACAACACUGUUGCUUUACUGUUAAUUAAUCCCUGGUUAAAAUAUUGACUAUGAUGAUCAUUGCAGGAUAUUUAUAGAUCUUUGAAUAUCCUGCAAGGAUCCUAUAGGUCAAGAUACUGUGAAAGAUUAGAGGAUAGGCCACGGUUUUAGAAAUAAGUUGCAAACGCAAUCAGGAAGUACUGUACUAAUCCUCAUCAGUGUUCAGUGACAUCACUCUGUUGUUGUUGUCGAUGCUGAUGUCCUCACAUACCCUGCUAUCGAGCAUUUCUUAUUGUGAAAAUUCUAGAACCUCCCCAUUUCGGACCAUUUUCCUCCCUUUCGUGCCUACUGAACGUGACCCUGAUGCCCUUAUGUACGCCACUGGCUCUCACCCUGCUAGCUGUUUACUGGUGCUGUGGAAUAUGAAAACAUAGUUAAUUUAAAAACAUUCUCACCCUGGCUACUAUGACAGAGAGGUUGGUCACAAUUUAAUCUGUGUUUUGGAAUGGGGCAAUUCAAAUCCUAUUAUAAUCAAUGUUCUAUAACGCUCAGAAAAUGUUACGUCAGUCUGAUGUGAUUUUCUGAUGCUGACUGACUGAUCGGUGCCACUGCGUGUUGUUAGGUCGGUCAGGCGGGUCCACAGUGGACGACUGCCAGCCUUGCCCCCCUGGUCAUUACUGCAAUCAGACCGGCUUGGCCGAGCCUAGCGGUCAGUGUGCUGCUGGCUACUACUGUCCAGGGGGACAGAGCACUGAUAGACCGUCGCAACAUGUGUGUGGAGUUGGUCAUUUCUGCGAGGAGGUUAGUGCAAAUGUCCUCAGGGCUUGUGUAGUAUACAGUAUGUCUAAUUUACUAUAUCCAUACUGUACUAGCAUACCACUUAGAAUGCAUGUCCAGUACAUUGCUUCUUGGAAAAUCUCAUUCCACAGAUAACAGUGGCAACUUAUAUCAUACUAAUAUUAGACUAUGUAAUAUGUCAUAUUACAAAUUAAAUGUGUGUGUUGCUGGUCUUUCAGGGUAGUGUGAGAGAGAGAGCCUGUGUCCCAGGCAGCUACCAGCCUAGUGAGGGUCAGCACCAAUGUGAGGUGUGUCCUUCUGGCUUCUACUGUCUUGAAGAAGGUAAGAAGGUGCAUCCUAUUCAAAAGAAGAUAUACAGUACCAGUCAAAAGUUUGGACACACCUACUCAUUCAAGGGUUUUUCUUUAUUUGUACUAUUUUUUACAUUGUAGAAUAAUAGUGAAGACAUCAAAACUAUGAAAUAACACAUAUGGAAUAAUGUAGUGACCAAAAAAGUGUUAAACAAAUCAAAAUAUAUUUUGAUGGGAUGGCGUAUCGCUGCAGAAUGCUGUGGUAGCCAUGCUGGUUAAGAGUGCCUUGAAUUUUUAAUAAAUCACAGACAGUGUCACCAGUAAAGCACCCCCACACCAUAACACCUCCUCCUCCAUAAACUCCCCAGACCUUAAUCCCAUUGAGAACUUGUGAGGGAGGCGGGUGGACAAACAAAAAUCACAAAUUCUGACAAACUCCAAGCAUUGAUUAUGCAAGAAUGGGCUGCCAUCAGUCAGGAUGUGGCCCAGAAGUUAAUUGACAGCAUGCCAGGGCGGAUUGCAGAGGUCUUGAAAAAGAUGGGUCAACACUGCAAAUAUUGACUCUUUGCAUAAACUUAAUGUAAUUGUCAAUAAAAGCCUUUGACACUUAUGGAAUGCUUGUAAUUAUACUUCGGUAUACCAUAGUAACAUCUGACAAAAAUAUCUCAUAAAACUGAAGCAGCGAUCUUUGUGAAGACCAAUACUUGUGUCAUUCUCAAAACUUUUGACCACGACUGUAUAUUGAAAAUAUCUUAAUUCAAAGGAUAUUGUCUUUAUUUCUCUUUUUGUUUAAAAAUACUUUAAAGUUUAAAAUAGUAAAUACUUUCCUUCAGAUUGGGAUAGACUACAAAAUAAAGUCUGAGAAAAGCAUUUAAACUGUAAUGAAUCAACGAACAUUAAAACUCUAACUGUUUAACUGACAGGUGUGAUGACCAAUGCAAUGGGGCUGCGUUUUUACCAUUAUCAUGAAGGCAGUGACAGAAUAAUGGAUAGAGUUUCUUAGUGAAGGUCUGACCAGUGAAGGAUUAGAUAUGAGACCUGUUGUCCACAUCAUAGGAGACCUGACCCAUGACAUAAUCCACAAACACCCCCACCUUCUUGGGAUUCUGACUGAGAGAGAGGAGGACCCGAGAGCCUUAUAAUCAUCUCCAUUCCUCAGCCACAAUGUCCAGUAUCCAUUGUCAGGGCUCAGUGAGAUUUCCCCUUUCCUGUUGAUGGACUCUCUGGCCACUCCUAGAUCCCAUUCGGUAUUACCCUCCACCUGCACCUCAUAGUAGAAUCUAGGAGAAGCCCUCCUUUCCUAGGACAUUGACAACCUCGUCAAACUGCACUGGGUUGUCAGGGAGAUUCUUUCCUGUCUCUAAGUCUCACCUGUUUCCCAUCUUUAGACAGAAUGAGGUAGGGGUGUGCUGUAUCAGGGUCUAGUGUCACAUCCGCUGAAUCUUCUUAAACUCAUGUUGAGUUCCACUGAGUGUUGGACUUCCAUAACCUUCUUCAGGUGCUCCUUAUCCACUACCUACGACACCAUGAACCACCAGAUCCUCUUCUCCAUCCUCUCAGGGCUGGGCAUCUACAGGCUCUGCACAUUUUUGGAUUGCAUCCUACCUGGCAUGUCGUUCCUACCAGAUGACGUGGGGAGGAUCUGUGUCUGCACCACGUGUUCUCACUACUGGUGUCCCCCAGGGCUCGGUUCUAGGCUCUCUCCUCUUCUCUCUGUACACCCAGUCACUUAGCUCCGUCAUAUCCUCACAUGGACUCUCCUGUCAUUACUAUGCGGAUGACACUCAGCUCCUUUUUUCCUUCCCUCCUUCUGACACCCAGGUGGCGACACAUAUCUCUGCAUGCCUGGCAGACAUCUCAGCUUGGAUGUCAGUUCACCACCUCAAGCUCAACCUUGACAAGACAGAGGUGCUCUUCCUUCUGGGGAAGGCCUGCCCGCUCCAAGACCUCUCCAUCACAGUUGGCAACUCUAUUGUGUCCCAAUCUCAGAGUGCAAAGAACCUUGACGUGAUCCUGGACAACACCCUGUUGUUCUCUGCAAACAUAGAAGCAAUGCCUUGCUUCUGCAGGUUCAUGCUCUACAGCAGGGGUGUCAAACUCUUUUUCCCCUGCGGGCCAAAUUCGGUCUUCACCGAGGUCCGGAGGUCCAAACUUAAAAUGUAUUAUAUUUCCUUGCUGUCAACAUUUGCUACAAAUAGUCCUCUAUCCAUCACAUUUAGAAUUUUCGAUUGGUCUCUGACUGUCUAGCUUUCGUUUCAAUGACUUUUAGCAAGCUGGACAGAGUGAAGAGACUAUAAAUAUAGGUCCAUUAUCAUUUCUACACAGUUUCGAUUCGGUUUUAGUCAUGUCAAUAUCGAUUGAGAUAAACUUUCACCUGAUUUGACCCCCCCAAAUAAAAAAAUGAAUUAUUCCUUGCACUUGUCAUCUCCCAUUUGGACUACUGCAACUCUCUGCUGGCUGGGCUCCCGCUUGUGCCGUCAAACCCAUUAAACUCUUCCAGAAUGCCUUAGCCCGCCAGGUGUUCCACUUUCCCAAGUUCUCCCACAUCAGCCCGCAUCUCAUUUUAAGACCAUGUCAGGACAGCUGGGUCCCUGCCCAUUUUACUGAAACAUCUGAAAACCAAUUUUCUUUCAGAAAAAAGAUGACAGUAAAGACAAAAACCUUGCCUUUCUUGCACUUGUCUGUUCUCACUAGCACUGACUUUGCUGAUAGUUGCUUUAUUGAGGAAAACAUUGACUUAAUAUGACUGUGAUAUGUGGUUGUCUCUAGCUACCUUAAGGUGAAUGCACUAACUACCGAAAUGUAAAAUAAGUAAUGAAUCAUUUUUUAUUUUGGUAAUAUAGACUGAGUGUACAAAACUUUCCAUGACAUGGACUGAUCAGGUGAAUCCAGGUGAAAGCUAUGAUCCCUUAUUGAUGUCACUUGUUAAAUCAACUUCAUUCAGUGUAGAUGAAGGAGAGGAGACAGGUUAAAGAAGGAUUUUUAAGCCUUGAGACAAUUGAGACAUGGAUUGAGUAUGUGUGCCAUUCAGAGGGUGAAUGGGCAAGACAAAAGAUUUAAGUGCCUUUGGACGUGGUAUGUAGUAGGUGCCAGGUGCACCAGUUUGAACUGCAUCGCUGCUGGGUUUCCGCUUAACAGUUUCCAUGUGUAUCAAGAAUGGUCCACCACCCAAAGGACAUCCAGCCAACUUGACACAACUGUGUGAAGCAUUGGAGUCAACAUGGGCCAGUAUCCCUGACGCUUUCGACACCUUGUAGAGUCCAUGUUUUGUAAACUUAGUGUAUACAUGUAAACAGGAAUAACAGUGACCAGUAGCAGGAUAAAUAGAUAGAUACUAAUAGUAAUGGCAAUCAAUAAUCAAUGGACAGCAGAGUAAUGGAGUAAUACAUCUAAUCAUUCAUAAUUUUAGCAGAAGCGUAGGUUGUGUCUGAGUGGGUAGAGACCUGUGGAUGGGCAUAGAGUCAGUGUGGAUAGUCUGUGGGAGAGGGAGAGCACUAGUUGCUAGCCAUUUAACAGUCUUAUGGCCAGGGGAUAGAAAUGUAGAGGUAGAAGCAAUGCAGAGGUAGAAGCACAGUGGCUAGGAAGAAGGCAGGAACCUAGGAAGAAACCUAGAGAGCGACCAGGCUCUGAGGGGUGGCCAGUCCUCUUCUGGCUGUACCGGGUUGAAAUGUAAGAGUACAUGUGGCCAUUAAGGCCAGAACGUUUUCAAGAUGUUCAAACAUUCAUACAGUGCUAUGAAAAAGUAUUUGCCCCCUUUCUAAUUUUCUCUACUUUUGCAUAUUUGUGAUACUGAAUGUUAUCAGAUCUUCAACCAAAACCUAAUAUUAGAUAAAGGGAACAUAUGUGAACAAAUAACACAACAAUUACAUAUUUAUUUCAUAAACAAAGUUAUGCAACAAUAAAUUCCCCUGUGUGAAAAAGUAAUUGCCCCCUUACACUCAAUAACUGGUUGUGCCACCUUUAGCUGCAAUGACUCCAACCAAAUGCUUCCUGUAGUUGUUGAUCAGUCUCUCACGUCGCUGUGGGGGAAUUUUGGCCCACUCUUCCAUGCAGAACUGCUUUAACUCCAGGUCCUGAGGCAGCAAAGCAUCUCGUCCAAAAAGUUGACUCAAGUUUGCCAAAAAGCACCUGGAUGAUCAUCAAGACUCUUGUAAGAACGUUUUAUGGACAGAUGAUUCAAAAGUAUAACUUUUUGGACUACAUGGUUCCAGUAAUGCCUGGCGAAAACCAAACUCUUCAUUCCACAGUAAGAACAUCAUACCAAAGGUCAAGCAUGGUGGUGGUGGUGUGAUGGUUUGGGGAUGCUUUGCUGCCUCAGGACCUGGAUGACUUGCCUUAAUAGAAGGAACCAUGAAUUAUGCUCUGUAUCAGAGAAUUCUACAGGAGAAUGUCAGACCAUCCGUCUGUGAGCUGAAGCUGAAGUGCAGCUGGGUCAUGCAGCAAGACAAUGAUCCAAAACACACAAUCAAGUCUACAUGAGAAUUGCUAAAAAGCAACAAAUUGGAAGUUUUGGAAUGGCCUAGUCAAAGUCCAGACUUAAUCCCAAUUGAGAUGUUGUGGCAGGACUUGAAACGAGCAGUUCAUGCUUGAAAACCCACACGUCACUGAGUUAAAGCAGUUCUGCAUGGAAGAGUGGGACAAAAUUCCUCCACAGCGACGUGAGAGACUGAUCAACAACUACAGGAAGCAUUUGGUUGAAGUCAUUGCAGCUAAAGGUGGCACAACCAGUUAUUGAGUGUAAGGGGGAAAUUACUUUUUCACACAGGGGAAUUGGGUGUUGCAUAACUUUGUUUAUGAUAUAAAUGAAAUAAAUAUGUAAUUGUUAUGUUAUUUGUUCACUUACAGUAGGGAGAACAAGUAUUUGAUACACUGCCGAUUUUGCAGGUUUUCCUACUUACAAAGCAUGUAGAGGUCUGUAAUUUUUAUCAUAGGUACACUUCAACUGUGAGGGACAGAAUCUAAAACAAAAAUCCAGAAAAUCACAUUGUAUGAUUUUUAAGUAAUUCAUUUGCAUUUUAUUGCAUGACAUAAGUAUUUGAUACAUCAGAAAAGCAGAACUUAAUAUUUCGUACAGAAACCUUUGUUUGCAAUUACAGAGAUCAUACGUUUCCUGUAGGUCUUGACCAGGUUUGCACACACUGCAGCAGGGAUUUUGUCCCACUCUUCCAUACAGACCUUCUCCAGAUCCUUCAGGUUUCGGGGCUGUCGCUGGGCAAUACGGACUUUCAGCUCCCUCCAAAGAUUUUCUAUUGGGUUCAGGUCUGGAGACUGGCUAGGCCACUCCAGGACCUUGAGAUGCUUCUUACGGAGCCACUCCUUAGUUGCCCUGGCUGUGUGUUUCAGGUCGUUGUCAUGCUGGAAGACCCAGCCACGACCCAUCUUCAAUGCUCUUACUGAGGGAAGGAGGUUGUUGGCCAAGAUCUCGCGAUACAUGGCCCCAUCCAUCCUCCCCUCAAUACGGUGCAGUCGUCCUGUCCCCUUUGCAGAAAAGCAUCCCCAAAGAAUGAUGUUUCCACCUCCAUGCUUCACGGUUGGGAUGGUGUUCUUGGGGUUGUACUCAUCCUUCUUCUUCCUCCAAACACAGCGAGUGGAGUUCAGACCAAAAAGCUCUAUUUUUGUCUCAUCAGACCACAUGACCUUCUCCCAUUCCUCCUCUGGAUCAUCCAGAUGGUCAUUGGAAAACUUCAGACGGGCCUGGACAUGCGCUGGCUUGAGCAGGGGGACCUUGCGUGCGCUGCAGGAUUUUAAUCCAUGACGGCGUAGUGUGUUACUAAUGGUUUUCUUUGAGACUGUGGUCCCAGCUCUCUUCAGGUCAUUGACCAGGUCCUGCCGUGUAGUUCUGGGCUGAUCCCUCACUUUCCUCAUGAUCAUUGAUGCCCCACGAGGUGAGAUCUUGCAUGGAGCCCCAGACCGAGGGUGAUUGACCAUCAUCUUGAACUUCUUCCAUUUUCUAAUAAUUGCGCCAACAGUUGUUGCCUUCUCACCAAGCUGCUUGCUUAAUGUCCUGUAGCCCAUCCCAGCCUUGUGCAGGUCUACAAUUUUAUCCCUGAUGUCCUUACACAGCUCUCUGGUCUUGGCCAUUGUGGAGAGGUUGGAGUCUGUUUGAUUGAGUGUGUGGACAGGUGUCUUUUAUACAGGUAACGAGUUAAAACAGGUGCAGUUAAUACAGGUAAUGAGUGGAGAACAGGAGGGCUUCUUAAAGAAAAACUAACAGGUCUGUAAGAGCCAGAAUUCUUACUGGUUGGUAGGUGAUCAAAUACUUAUGUCAUGCAAUAAAAUGCAAAUGAAUUACUUAAAAAUCAUACAAUGUGAUUUUCUGGAUUUUUGUUUUAGAUUCCGUCUGUGUACCUAUGAUAAAUAUUACAGACCUCUACAUGCUUUGUAAGUAGGAGAACCUGCAACAUCGGCAGUGUAUCAAAUACUUGUUCUCCCCACUGUAUGUUCCCUUUAUCUAAUAUUAGGUUUUGGUUGAAGAUCUGAUAACAUUCAGUAUCACAAAUAUGCAAAAGUAGAGAAAAUUAGAAAGGGGGCAAAUACUUUUUCAUAGCACUGUAGAUGACCAACAGGAUCAGAUGAUAACCAUGAUGACUAUAGAGGGCGCAACACUAUCACGCUUCAAAAUUCAACGUCAGUUGGCUAUUCACAGUCAGGUAUUCAAAGUUUCAAAGUAGAGUUUCAAAGUAAAUCGAAAACUAGACCUGACCAUCUACUUUCUAAGAAGAACAUGUACUCUGUACCUGGCGAAUAAACUUUGAAUAAAUGUUGAACUUGCUCUUUGGGGUGUUAGGAUGGGUAUCUAUAAAGCCCUUUGUGAAAACUGCUGAUGUAAAAAAAGGGCUUUAUAAAAUAAUUUGUAUUAAUUUAUUGAUUUCAUCCACCCUGAAUCCAGGAAGGACACUUAUGGUUCCAUGCGGAAGAGGAUUCUAUUGUCCCCGUGGAACAGCCAAUCAGCAUCCUUGUCCAUCCGGGACCUAUGGAAGCUUAUCAGGAAUGGCUGACGAAUCGGAAUGCUCUUUGUGUGAUCCGGGGAUGUACUGUAAAGGAAUAGGUAUAUAUUAGCCUCAUCCCAUACUGUGUCCCUAGUCUGCAUCCCAAAUGGCACCCUAUUCCCUAUGUAGUGCACUACAUUUGACCAGGGCCCAUAGGGAAUAGGGUUCCAUUAGUGCAGGGUAUAGCAGGCUAUCAUUUGGUACACAAACUGUAUGUGCUCUAGCCAACUCUUCUGUCGUCCAUUGUCAUGCCAUACAAUAUCAUAGGAGUUAGGCUACAGCACAUGCAGGGAACGAUGCUAGAUACAGUAUAUGACACUAACAGUUUAUUUGAGUUCACAAUCAUAUUUUACUUAAAACCACAUCGUUUUUCUGAAUAUCUGUCUUUGAAGGGAGAAUUUCCCCCAGUGGUCCGUGCAGUGCAGGGUUUGUGUGUUUUGGGGCCGCCUCUCAACCAUCCCCCUCAGACAACAUCACAGGAGCUCCAUGUCCUCCUGGAUUCUACUGUCCUGUUGGGAGCUCCGUACCAUUGCCCUGCCCUAAAGGCACAUUCAGGUACCCACUGUGUGUGAUAUCUACACAAAAUAAAGGCAGCUAUUAAAAUAUUGUCAGAUUAUAUUUCAUAUUUACAUUUUGUGUUAAAUUUUAAUAGAUUUCAGAUUUUAUUAUUAUUUCCAAUAUUAUUGUCACUAAAACAUGUAUUUAUAAUAUACAUAUAGUGUAAAACAGUUCUAAGUAUUCCGUAACAAUGUGUACCCACCUGCCAAUGUAGUUAGUGCCAUGAUGGUAAAACUUUCCAGAUCUGUCGCCUUGUUAGUUAAUGUUCAGGGGGUAUUUUUUCUUGCAGUGAGCAAAGUGGACUAACGGAGCCCUCCCAGUGUCGUAGAUGUAUUCCAGGGUUCUAUUGUGCAGAGCCAGGCCUUAAAGCAGUCACUGGAGCCUGUCUGCCAGGUGAGAGAUUAACACUUAUUUAGCAUUAAGUAUUGGUUGUAGCGAAUUCGGGGGGAAGCCCCGCCUGGGACUCAAACCCGGGUCUAGCCAACACCUUAACCGUUAAGCCAAGAGGUCCGAACCUGUUGACAAGGUCGCUAGGUGUUGGGUUAAGCUCGCUACAUUACCCCCUUCCUUCGGGAGAGCAUGUUCCCAUGCUUCUCUAUGCCAAGUCCCUCACGGGUACACGCCUCUCUGAUGGCCUCAUGGGAACCAUCCCACUUCUGACACCAAACGUAGCGACUUUGUAAGGUUGCACCGGCCGGGACUCGAACCUGGGUCCAGUAACUGUCAAGUCAACAACUUAACCAUCACACCAAGACGUCCAAACCCAUUGUCGAGAUCACUAGGUGUUGGGUUAAGGUCGCUACACUAUUAUUUUUCAAUUUUCAAUCCAUUAUUCCACUUGAAGGACUUCAUUGUGUUGCUUGAUAUUGCAACCGUGAUAUGGCAUGUUCAGUAUGAGAGGUACCUACAUAAGGUCGGACCUCAUAACACGUUCAACUGCUUAUGUAGUGCUUAUGAAUGCAGUAUGUAUGUAUGAAUGCAUUAUGCAUGAGUUAUGACGUUUUCAUGUAGGUACCGUUCAAUUGAAGUGUUACCAUAUAUUUGUAGGUUUCUACUGUUUGGAAGGGUCCCAGAGUGCUGCCCCCAUGUCAGGUGUAUUUGGAGGUGUUUGCAACCCAGGCCACUACUGUGAGAGUGGUAGCAGUGUGCCUGCAUCCUGCCCUGCUGGCACCCACCACAAUGACACUGGAGGGAAGAAGAGAGAUGACUGCAAGCCAUGUCCUGAUGGUAACUUAAUGAUCUUCAGAGAAAUGUGAGCUGAUGAAAUGUUUAAAAUUGUACGGAUGCCCAAUCACUCUACUACUACUACUAGUUUGUAGUGUCUGUUUAAGAAAUCUGUGUCUCCUGGCUCAUAGACUACUUUCAGGAUAAGGAACCAUCUAACAUUCAGUUGUAAAAUACUGAACUUAUCCGUUUCGAUCAGCAAAUUAUGACAUUCGGAUGUAAGUUACAUAGUAUAGAAAGAUUUCUCUGUGAAAUGUCCAUACAUUGUAUCUCAUCUGUUCACAAAAACCAAACGGCAUACAGUAUGUGACGUUGUUUGUGACAUUGUAGGUUGGUUCCAGGACUUGGAGGGCCAGAGGGAGUGUAAGCCCUGUCCCCCUGGCUUUCACUGCCUGACCACCAACACCACUGGCAGCACCAGUGGCCCCACCACCCCUCUGCUCUGCCCAGCUGGCUAUGUCUGCCCCAGAGAAAGCUCAUUCAGCCAACCCUACCCCUGCCCCAAAGGCACCUACAACCCUACUAUGGGUCUCACAUCCCCUGGUGAGAAAUAACAUACUAUAGUUAGGGACAGGAGUUUUUCCGGACCUAACGAGGUAGAUGGUAUAUGUUUUUCAUCACAGUCAACAACUGACCAGGAAAGACUCUUAGCCCUAGCUUUAGUCUAUAACAAGUGCCCAACGGGCCCAGAGGUUUUCCUGGUCAGGUAAUGCAGCAGCCAGGACAAGACUACUGGCCGUACAUGUACUAUCUACCUUAUUUGAAAUGGUAAUCAGCCAUAACCCUUGGAAUGACUGCUUUUUUUCUUCUUUCUUUUUUACAAAUAAAACAAUUAUGAUAAAAUUGCAUUUUGUUGUGUCAGAGCCAAUGCACACGUUUGUCUCACUGCGGUUGCAGGGGAGUGCUUGGUUUGUCCGGCGGGCCAGUUCUGUGGAUCAGAGGGUCUGGUUGAGCCCACUGGACCCUGUGCUCCUGGGUUCCUCUGUGUUACCAGGGCCACAGUGCCAAAUCCCGCUGACAACAGGACAGGGUCACCCUGCCCCCCUGGGGCAUACUGCCAGCUAGGACUCAGAGCAGGUACAGUACAGAGGAACUCGCUUAUUGUCUCUACACUCUGAGGGCCCGAUUCAGACUUGAGUGAAGUAGACUUAACAUGGACUUAAGUCAAUUAAACAUGGACUUAAGUCAACAAAAAGUCCAUGGUAAGUCAACUUAUCUCAAGUGUGAGUAGGACCCAUAGGGCAUUUGCCUUAAGAUGUUUGUUGUUGUUGUUACGAUAAGUACAAAUGGUUACUUGCUAUGUGUACAUUUGUUAUAUGUAUGGUACCAGUCAAAAGUUUGGACACACCUACUCAUUCAAGUUUUUAUUAUUAUUAUUUUUUACUAUUUUCUACAUUGUAGAAUAAUAGUGAAGACAUCAAAGCUAUGAAAUAACACAUAUGGAAUCAUGUAGUAACCAAAAAAGUGUUAAACAAAUCAAAAUAUAUUUUAGAUUUUAAAUUCUUCAAAGUAGCCACCCUUUGCCUUGAUGACAGCUUUGCACACUCUUGGUAUUCCCUCAACCAGCUUCACCUGGAAUGCUUUUCCAACAGUCUUGAAGGAGUUCCCACAUAUGCUGAGUGCUUGUUGGCUGCUUUUCCUUCACUCUGCCGUCCAACUCAUCCCAAACCAUCUCAAUUGGGUUGAGGUUGGGUGAUUGUGGAGGCCAGGUCAUCUGAUGCAGCACCCAUCACUCUCCUUCUUGGUCAAAUAUCCUUUACACAGCCUGAAGGUGUGUUGGGUCAUUGUCCUGUUGAAAAACAAAUGAUAGUCCCAGUAAGCCCAAACCAGAUGGGAUGGCGUAUCGCUGCAGAAUGCUGUGGUAGCCAUGCUGGUUAAGUGUGCCUUGAAUUCUAAAUAAAUCACAGACAGUGUCACCAGCAAAGCACCCCCACACCAUAACGCCUCCUCCUCCAUGCUUCACGGUGGGAACCACACAUGUGGAGAUCAUCCGUUCACCUACUCUGCGUCUCACAAAGACACGGCGGUUGGAACCAAAAAUCUCACAUUUGGACUCAUCAGACCAUAGGACAGAUUUCCACCAGUCUAAUGUCCAUUGCUCAUGUUUCUUGGCCCAAGCAAGUCUCUUCUUCUUAUUGGUGCCCUUUAGUAGUGGUUUCUUUGCAGCAAUUCGACCAUGAAGGCCUGAUUCAUGCAGUCUCCUCUGAACAGUUGAUGUUGAGAUGUGUCUGUUACUUGAACUCUGUGAAGCAUUUAUUUGGGCUGCAAUUUCUGAGGCUGGUAACUCUAAUGAACUUAUCCUCUGCAGCAGAGGUAACUCUGGGUAAUAAAUGAUUCCAUGUGUGUUAUUUCAUAGUUUUGAUGUCUUCACUAUUAUUCUACAAUGUAGAAAAUAGUAAAAAUAAAGAAAAACCCUUGAAUGAGUAGGUGUGUCCAAACUUUUGACUGGUACUGUAUAUAUAAAUUAGUUGGCGAGCAGAGGUGGUUCCAAUUUUUCCACGAUUGAAAAUUAUGUCCAUUUGUUUGAAUAAAUACCAAUGAAACAAACAAGUAACUCAUAGGUUGGGCUCCCGAGUGGCGCAGCGGUCUAAGGCACUGCAUCUCAGUGCACUAUAGACCCCUGGUUCGAUUCCAGGCUGUAUCACAACCAGCCGUGAUUGGGAGUCACAUAGGGCGGCGCACAAUUGGCCCAGCGUCGUCCGGGUUUGGCCGGUGUAGGCCGACAUUGUAAAUAAGAAUUUGUUCUUAAUUGACUUGCCUAGUUAAAUAAAGGAAAAAUAAAUAAAUAGGUUAUCAUUGUGUAAUUAUCAUUUUACCAAGUAAAAAACUAGUCAUGUCUGUACCGCUUAAAUAAUGUUCAACCUCAUGUUAAUGGUGGGAAACCCUUGUAGGUGCUUGCUCCCCUGGGUUCUUCUGUGACUGGGGCUCCAGUAGUCCUGAGGAGGCCCUGUGUCCAGCAGGCUGCUUCUGUCCAGGAGGAACUAGGACCCCCCUGGCCUGUCCUGCAGGGACACACAGCUCAGUGACAGGCAACAGUCACCAGAACAACUGUACAACAUGUCCUGAUGGCUACUACUGUCAGGGUGGGUGAGAUGGUUGGAUUUCUACUUCAAACAUGAUUAUCAGUGUCAUUUUAAAACCUUAAGAUCAGUAAUUAGUUUAACAUUUAAUUAUAUCUGAUGAUUUAUUUCAUGUCAGUUAAAUUAUUAACUGUGGUAUUUCCACCAGGUUUGGGGCCAUGUAAUUCCAGUUUAAAUACUAUAUUUUGCAUUGGACAUAGAAUUUUGGUUGAAAUUGACCCCAACUCUUCCACUCUGUGGUGGAAUUCCCAAACACUUCCACUCCAUACAUUAGCAAGAUUCUGUGUAAUGUUUCUCAUGUCAUGUGUGGAGCAGGAGAAGGGGUGGUGCAUCCAGUGCUCUGUCCUCUUGGUCACUACUGUCCUCCUGGGUUGGCCGUGGGUGUGAGGUUCCCUUGUCCCCCUGGCACAGUGCAGAGCAAGCCUGGAGCCUCCAGCCUGGACCACUGUCUGCCAUGCCCUGCAGGUCAGGCUUACACAGAUAUACAGUAUGCAUUAUCACCGAUUAGGGUUUCAACAUUCCGGUAAAACAUAUUUUUCGCAUUUCAAAUGACAUAAUCUUAUACCCUAUCUAAUGCACUUCUUUUGACCAGAGCCAACGUAGUGCACUAUAUGGGGGAAUAGGGUGUCAUUUGAAAUGUACUGUCGUAUGUCCACAGGGAUGUUCUGUGCCCUCCCUGGGCUCUCCCAUACAACGGGGCCUUGCCAGGCAGGAUACCACUGUCCUCCUGGUGCCAUCACACCCAAUGCUACUGAAUACGAGGUACCUUUGUAGUAAUAUUGAAUGAGGAUGCACAAACAGCGGUCGUUAUCUUUUGAUAUGUUUACUCUUUCUGUGCAUGUCAUACACAAGUACCCUACAAAGGGACAUUUUACCACACCUUUACCAUAAAACAUCACAACUCCCCACAAUGUGAUGGAGUUGAUCAAAAUCAAACAGUACACAAGGAAUUCAUGUUUCUUCAUUGGGUUGUUUUCCAGCGGAAUUCCACCAGUAAUAAUCUGUGCCCCCGUGGCCACUACUGUCCAGCUGGCACUGGCUACCCUCUUCCGUGCCCACCGGGCUCUCUCUCCAGCUUCCCUGGGACUGAGGGGCGUAGAGGAGUGCCAGCCUUGCCCCCCUGGGCACUUCUGUGACAGGCCUGCGCUGGCGCUGACCUCGGACGCCGUCCCGUGUAGCGCUGGGUAAUAUAAACACAUGCUGCUCAUCUCCUAAUGAGGAGCCCUCGGCUAAUGCCUGACCAAAAUGCAUCUAAAACUGAUACAAUUUAUGUAGUUCAUCUGGCAGUAUCUCUCUAUCUCAACUGACCUGGAAACAGCGGAAAGGAAACGACUUAGAAAAUGCUCACUGACUUUCUGUUCCUCUUGUGCUCAUUGCUGUUAGAGAAAUGAACAAAACAGACUCAAAUCAGCCAAUCAAGAGAUACAGAUUGAGAUAAGCAUUUCCUGUCUAUCUAUUGUAUAUAUCUACACUGUACAGUUUGUGGUUGACUCUUUCUCUCCUUAUCUAGGUAUGUGUGUCUAGGUGGUAGCUCCAGUGCCCACCCCUCUGAUGGUCUCCAUGGUUACCUGUGCCCCACAGGGCAUCGCUGUCCUGUUGGCACAGCUUCAGAGGUACCCUGUGAGCCUGGCACCUACAGUCCUGCCCCUGGCGCUGCACACUGCCUCACCUGCCCUAAUGGCACCAUGUGUCCCUCCUCUGCCACCCAAGAGCCCUCUCUCUGCCCUGCUGGUGAUUAUAAAAAUUAUAUCAUAAUAUUAUAUAAUGUAAUAUAACUAAUACUUCUCAAAUUAAAUGUAGAAAUUGCGUCUUAAUGGGAAUUAAUGAAUUUCAAUACAUUUCAAUAUAAUUCAUAUUAUAUGCAACACAUUUUAUUGCCAGUUACUUUAUAGAUUCACUAGUAUACUGUAAGUGAAUGCACUUAUUCACAGCAGGCAUUUUCCGAUUCUCUCCUUUUCCCACCCAGGUCAUUUCUGUCCUGCCGGGUGUGUGUUACCUCUGCCCUGUCCUGUUGGGACCCUCAGUGAACAGACAGGAGCCCCCUCCCCCUCUGCAUGCAGGCCCUGCCCCUCUGGGCUCUACUGCAGCGUGCCUGGCACCUCACUACCACAAGGUCUAGUCAGAGAAUACAAUAGCAAAGAAUAGAUCUGUAGUAACAGUACUACACUCUUAGAAAAAAAGGUACUAUCUAGAACCUAAAAGGGUUCUUUGGCUUUCUCCAUUAGAGAACCCUAUUUUGGUUCCAGAUAGAAUCAUUUUUGGUUCCAGGUAGAACCCUUUUCGGUUCCAUGUAGAACCCUUUCCACAGAGUGUUCUACAUGGAACCCAAAAGGGUUCUGCCUGUAACCAAAAAGAAUUAUAUCUGGAACCAAAAAGGGUUCUCCUAUGGGGACAGCUGAAGAACCCUUUUGGAAUCCUUUUUUGUUAGUGUGUAUAUACUGCGCAGGGUUCAAUUCCUGACUCUACUGUCUGUUGUGGAUGAAACAUCUGACCGAUUGCUUGGCUGAUAGUUAUUGUCACCCACAAUGAAAUUGGGGGGGGGGGGUACUAUGGAUCUGUCUCCACCGCCCGUUCGUACGAACGUACGUUAAUACGUACAGUGCAUUCGGAAAGUAUUCAGACCCCUUCCCUUUUUCCACAUUUUGUUACAUUACAGCCUUAUUCUAAAAUUGAUUAAAUCGUUUUUUUCACUCAUCAAUCUAUACACAAUUACCCCAUAAUGACAAAGCACAAACAUACCUUAUUUUUUGUUUGUUUUUGCUUUGUCAUUAUGGGGUAUUAUGUGUAGAUUGAUGAGGCAAAAAAACAAUUUAAUACAUUUUAGAAUAAGGCCGUAACAUAACAAAAUGUGGAAUAAGUCUAGGGGUCUGAAUAUUUUCCAAAUGCACUGUACGCUAUAUUUCAGACAUCACUGGCCCGAUUUUGACAAACCAAAUUGAGGCUGUUCUGAGGGCAAAAGGGGGUGCAACUCAAUAUUAGGAAGGUAUUCCUAAUGUUUUGUACACUCAGUGUAUAUACAUCUCCUCAUGAGCAACAAGUUUCCCAUGAGGACCUAUAAGCUCAACCCAUUACAUUUUCCCCAAUCAGAAUUUGAACAAACAUAUCUCCUGUUUGAGCUACGGUCAUGAAAAUGUGUAGAUAUAUGCAUCUCCUCACGAGAAACCAGUUUCCCAUAAGGAUCUAUAAGCUCCGCCCAUUCACAAAAGGUGAACAUUUUGGCACUGUAAUUCCAUACAGAGACAGUUGACAAUUAAUAAUGUUGGUAAUGUUGUUGUUUUUUUUCUCUCUUUUUUUGGUGGAAUAAUUGGGGGGGGGGGGGGGGGGGGUCUGUAUGGAAUCUGUCUCCGUAUGUUCGUACAUACACUACGUGACCAAAGGUAUGUGGACACCUGCUCGUCGAAGAUCCAAAAUCAUGUGCUUUAAAAUGGAGUUGGUCCCCCCUUUUCUGCUAUAACUGCCCCCACUCUUCUGGGAAGGCUUUCCACUAGAUGUUGGAACAUUGCUGCGAUCAGGCAAUGAUGUUGGGCGAUUAGGCCUGGCUUGCAGUCUGCGUUCCAAUUCAUCCCUAAGGUGUUCGAUGGGGUUGAGGUCAGGGCUCUGUGCAGGCCAGUCAAGUUCUUCCACACCGAUCUCGACAAACCAUUCUGUAUGGACCUCGCUUUGUGCAUGGGGGCAUUGUCAUGCUGAAACAGGAAAGGGCCUUCCCCAAACUGUUGCCAUCAAAGUUGGAAGCACAGAAUCGAAUAGAAUGCCAUUGUAUGCUGUAGCGUUAAGAUUUCCCUUCACUGGAACGAAGGUGCCUAGCCCGAAUCAUGAAAAACAGCCCCAGACCAUUAUUCCUCCUCCACCAAACUUUAAAACCGGCGAGCUUUACACCACUCCAGCCGACACUUGGCAUUGCUCAUGGUGAUUUUAGGCUUAUGUUCAGCUGCUCGGCCAUGGAAACCCAUUUCAUGAAGCUCCUGACGAACAGUUGCUUCCAGAGGCAGUUUGGAACUUGGUAGUGAGUGUUGCAACCGACUGUCAGCAACGGUAUGGCUGAAAUAGCCAAAUCCACUAAUUUGAAGGGGUGUCCACAUACUUCUGUAUAUAUACAGUAGUGUACUUUUGAAAGUUAGUCACUCGCGAUAUUUCAGACACCACUGGGCCAAUUUUGACGAAACUUGGGUGAAUGAUGCGUCUUGCCAUGGAGAUCCGACAUUUACAAAAUUAUAGUGAUUGGCCCAAGGGGCCAAUCACUAUAUUAAAUCUGAAUUUCUUGCCAUUGACUAGAUGUUAUGCAAGGAACCAAGCAGGAGAAGCAGAUUGGAUAGAGUAUAAAAGCAAACAGGUUGGUGUGAUUGUGAUGUGUGUUUGGUUGUUGUUACCAGGCCAGUGCCAGCAGGGCUACUUCUGCCAGCGUGGAGCACCAGGUCCAGCUCCCCAGAGCUCAGCCAUCUUUCCCAGGAAUGGGCCCUGCCCUGUGGGCCACUAUUGCCUGUCUGGGACCCUCUCCCCACUGCCGUGUCCUGCAGGCAGCAUCCGAAACCACACUGGUACUUAGAGAUACACUACCAGUCAAAAGUUUGGACACACUUAAUCAUUCAAGGGCUUUUCUUUAUUUUUACUAUUUUUUACAUUGUAGAAUAAUAGUGAAGACAUCAAAACUAUGAAAUAACACAUAUGUACUCAUGUAGUAACCAAAAAAGUGUUAAACAAAUCAAAAUAUAUUUUAUAUUUGCGAUUCUUCAAAUAGCAACCUUUUGCCUUGAUGACAGCUUUGCACACUCUUGGCAUUCUCUCAACCAGCUUCAUGAGGUAGUCACCUGGAAUGCAUUUCAAUUAACAGGUGUGCCUUCUUAAAAGUUAAUUUGUGGAAUUUAUUUCCUUCUUAAUGCGUUUGAGCCAAUCAGUUGUGUUGUGACAAGGUAGGGGAGGUAUACAGAAGUUAGCCCUAUUUGGUAAAAGACCAAUGUCCAUAUUUGAGCAAGAACAGCUCAAAUAAGCAAAGAGAAAUGACAGUCCAUCAUUACUUUAAGACAUGAAGGUCAGUCAAUAAGGAACAUUUCAAGAACUUUGAAAGUUUCUUGAAGUGCAGUCGCAAAAACCAUCAAGCCCUAUGAUGAAACUGUCUCUCAUGAGGACCACCACAGGAAUGGGAGACCCAGAGUUACCUCUGCUGUAGAGAUAAGUUCAUUACAGUUACCAGCCUCAGAAAUUGCAGCCCAAAUAAAUGCUUCACAGAGUUCAAGUCACAGACACAUCUCAAGAUCAACUGUUCAGAGGGAACUGUGUGAAUCAGGCCUUCAUGGUCGAAUUGCUUCAAAAAAAACACUACUAAAGGACACCAACACCUCCAGGCUGAGUAAGGGCUAUUUUACCAAGAAGGAGUGUGAUGGAGUGCUGCAUCAGAUGACCUGGCCUCCACAAUCCCCUGACCUCCACAAUCCCCUGACCUCAACCCAAUUGAGAUGGUUUGGGAUGAGUCGAAUGGCAGAGUGAAGGAAAAGCAGCCAAAAAGUGCUCAGCAUAUGUAGGAACUCCUUCAAGACUGUUGGAAAAGCAUUCCAGGUGAAGCUGGUUGAGAGAAUGCCAAGAGUGUGCAAAGCUGUCAUCAAGGCAAAGGGUGGCUAUUUGAAGAAUCACAAAUGUAAAAUAUAUUUUGAUUUGUUUAACACUUUUUUGGUUACUACAUGAUUCCAUAUGUGUUAUUUCAUAGUUUUGAUGUCUUCACUAUUAUUCUACAAUGUAGAAAAUAGUAAAAAUAAAGAAAAACCCUUGAAUGAGUAGGUGUGUCCAAACUUUUGACUGGUACUGUACAUCAACAUAAUAAGGAUACUUGCUGGGAUUCAAGCCAACACAGAUUAACGACCUGUGUACUACGAUUGACUUUUAAAGGUGAUUUAUGCUUGAGCUGACAUCCACGGUGACACAAUCUCAGGGAUCAUCUGGGAAUUGCCUUUAAAGGUUCAUCGCAGUGUGCAGGUUGUUAAUCUGCGUUGGUUUGAAUCCUGGCCUUAGUGUUGUUUUUCUUGUAUUAGAUACAGUUGACUCCUGAUAACUGCAUAUUGGUUUAGUGUAAACUACGAAGUGCCGUUACAAAUCAGAUACAUACCUUUUUUUUUUACUCACUCCUGAUAUCGGCAUGUUCUGCUUUAGUGCUAAAUGGCAUGCAUUUAUCAGGAGUCAACAGUGUUCUGAAUGCUCAUUAGCUCAUGGCAGCACAAUGCCUUGAUUCAAAGAUGUGAUCUGAAUAAUGCUAAAUUGAGUCUGAAUUUAUUUUGUUACUGUUAUCCAACAGGUGGGUUAUCCAUAGACAGCUGCUCCCCCUGUCCCCCCGGACACUACUGUUCCAUUGAGGGCCUGGCCUCCCCCAGUGGCCUGUGUGCUGCUGGCUUCUACUGCCCAUUUGACUUCUCCUCCACCACGCCCUAUGCCUUCCUCUGCCCUAAGGUGAGCCCUGUCCUGCUCGCCUCACUCCUGUCCAAUUGGACUACGGUAGAACCUCAAAGAUUUGAACCUCAAAAUGUACGGACUGACUGGUCAAAGGAAUGGUCAAUAUCAAACCGGGACAUGUAUAAAAUAUUUUCUAUUGUGGUUUGAUGUGAUUUUUGACAUUGCAGUAUUCUGAACGACUACAAUUCCCGACGUGUUUGUAUAUCUGUGGUCCUAUAGUAAUGAAUAAUAAUGGUAAUCGAUAGGAUUUAUUUAUGACUUUUCCAAGGGAUCAAAUGAUUUUUUUGUAGACAGUUCUAGAAACAGGGGUAGAUGGAUGAGGAGGAGAGAGUAAGAGUGAUGGACGCGGGGGCAACCCCAGUCUCCGGGUUCGAUUGUGCUACCACUCAAUCACAUCCUCUGCACCAAAUCAAUUUGACGAACUUAGCUCAUCCGUUUAAAAUGUACAACACCCACCAGAGAGAAUCCCAAAUUGCUCCCUAAUCCUCCAUUUGGCCUAACCCUUCAAUGUUUUAUAAAUCUGUAAGGAACAAUAUGGUGAUUCGCUGAUUAAAACCCCAUCAAAAUACACUGAGUGUAUAAAAUAUUAGGAACUUCCCAAUAUUGAGUUGCACCCCCUUUUGCCCUCAGAACAGCCUCAAUUUGUCUGAAUGGUAUACAUACACAAUCCAUGUCUCAAUUGUCACAAUGCUUAACAAUCCUUCUUUAACCUGUCGCAUCUACACUAAUUGAAGUGGAUUCAACAAGUGACAUCAAUAAGGGAUCAUAGCUUUCACCUGGAUUCACCUGGUCAGUCUAUGUCAUGGAUAGAGCAGGUGUUCCUAAUGUUUUGUACACUCAGUGUAUGUUGAUGAAUGCCGUGUUUGUGGUGACUUACAAUUUCAAUAAAUGGCAGACUGUCGGCCACACUCGAUACACUAAACUUUUUUCAUAACCUGUAGUUAGACAGGUAGAGAGUUGUUUUGCCUUCAUCAACUCGAUUGGUAGGAAAACAGUGACGAACAUAACACUGCUGGGAGGAAUGUACUUGAAAUGUAACAUCCAAUCAAAAUGCAGCCACUGGAAGCCAGCGUGCCAUUCUAGCCGUUUCGGCUAAUACAAAAUUCUCCAGACCUCCAAAGGAGUGGCGUGACAACAACGUGAUUUGAAGGUAUGGCUACGUGAGACUAUACCUUUCCAGAUCCUUCAGAUCUGCAAACACUGAAGGGUUAGUGCUAAGAGAAGGUCUAGGGUGCGAUUUGGGACCGGCUCUGAGACUACUGAAAUGUCUCCCUACCCAGGGUCACUACUGUCCAGAGGGCUCUCCCCUGGCCCUGCCCUGUCCUACAGGAGAGUACCAGCCCAACCCAGGCUCUGACUCCUGCAUCCCCUGCCGCCCUGGCUUCUACUGUGAGGAGGCUAUUGUUGGAGACCCCUGGCCCUGCCCCCCUCACUCCUUCUGCCCUGCAGGUACACAGAUAUUGGUUAUAUGUAGGUCCAGGAGUUUUUCCUGACUAUAUGAUCAUACCAGGAAAAACUCUUGGACCUAGAUAUGAACCCAAGGACUCUGAAUUAACUUUGGCAAGGGUUCAAUAUUACAAGAGUUCAGUUUUUCCUUGUCAGGUCUCAGGAUCAGGAGGGACUCUAGGAAUUAGUUAACACACCAAUAUUAAGUUAACUCAUCUGGCCCAUAUCUACCAGAUUCCAAAUCCGAAAACGUUAUUACCAUGCAACAAGUGUUACUAGGAAUUGAUUUAGGUGUGUAGGCCUACACAGAACAAAAACAUCAACAUCAGCUGCAAAAAUGCAACCUUAUCAUACUGUCAUACUGUUUGCACCUUUGUCUUUACCAGCCACAAUGGUUCCCCAGCCGUGCCCCAACGGUACGUUCACCCCUGCUGACCUAGAGGGGUUACAGGAAGAGCGGGAGUGUCUGCCCUGCCUCCCAGGGAGGUUCUGCAGGUACGGUAACAGAACACUCUCUUCUCAUUAACACCUCACUCUACAGUCACACAUUAAACUCUCAGUUACGUACCAAAUAAGAAAGGCCCUUAAGCAUGUGUGGUUCAGUGAUUAUGGUUCAAGAGGGCCAAUUAGCAUAUUAUUAUAUUUUAACUGUCUAAUAAAUACAUUUCAUAUACAGUAUGCUAUCGGCAGUGGUGGAAAAAGUACUCAAUUGUCAUACUUAAGUAAAAGUAAGGUUACCUUAAUAGAAAAUGACUUUAGUGAAAGUCACCCAGUAAAAUAAUACUUGAGUAAUAGUCUAAAAGCAUCUGGUUUUAAAUAUACUUAAGUGCAGUGGUGGGAAAAAUACUAAAUUGUCAUACUUGAGUAAAAGUAAAAAGUAAAUGCUAUACAUCAAAUUCCUUACAUUAAGUAAAUCAGAUGGCAUGAUUGUUUUUUAUUUUAUUUUUAUUUACGGAUAGCCAAGGGCACAUUCAGACAUAAUUGACAAAUGCAGUAUUUGUGUUUAGUAAGUCCGCCAGAUCAGAGGCAGUAGGUAUGAUAACGCGUUAUAUUAAUAGGUGCGUAAAUUGGACCAUAAUUCUGUCCUGCCUGAGCAUUCGAAAUGUAACUAAUACUUUUGGGUGUACAGGAAAAUGUAUGGGAGUAAAAAAUACAGAUUUUCUUUAGGAAUGUAGUAAAAGUAAAAGUAGUCAAAAAUGUAAAUAGUAAAGUACAGAUACCCCAAAACACUACUUAAGUAGUACUUCAAAGUAUUUUUACUUAGUUACUUUACACCACUGGCUAUCAGUAGAAUACUCAUUUGGUGGUGUUUAUGAAGGUCUUAGGUAACAUUAGAAUACAAAAAAACAUACAAAACCAACUAAUAGCAUUUUCAUUAAUUUAUGUUACUGAAGGCUAUAUGUAAAAAAAAAAACACUAAAACACCACAAUCACAAAGAAAUCCAUUAGUAUUUUGUUUUGGUAGGUCUUAAGAAACAUUAUGGAAAUAAGAAAAUGUAUUUAAAAAUAACAGAAUAGCAUAUUUUAAGUUGUAUUAUGUUACUAGUCUUUGCUUAGUAGCCUGAGCAAUGUUGCCACGAGUGCUUACGUGGAACGCAUCGACAGCACGGUUAUUCUUGGAAAAGGGUAUAUUUUGAAAUAGAGCUGAAUGUUGAGUUAUUUGACUGUGUUUGGGAAACCGGCCCUUCAUGUAUAGUAAUGAACUGCUUGUUUGACGGCAGACGCAAAGCAUAUUUUCCCCAAAGGGAUUCAAUUAACUUAAUUCAAAGUCAUAGGUAAGGUUGUGGUAAGAUCCUCUGUGCCACAAAGCGUCUCAGAGUAGGAGCGCUGAUCUAGGAUUAGUUUAGCCUUUUAGAUCAUAAUGGAUAAGAUUUAUAUGGACAGAUCCUAGAUCAGCAUUCCUACUCUGAGAUGCUUUGUGGAUACGGACCCUAGUCAUUAAUAAUGUACUGUAACUAUUCUAACUGUAGGGCUGGUAAGAUACAGGGCCGUUGUGCAGCAGGGUAUCUGUGUAUGUCCGGCAGCUCUGAGUUCACACCACAGGGUCCUCACUCCUGGAGCCAGUGUGAAUGGGGGAUGCAGUGUGCCGGCCCCUGUCCAGCAGGUGGGUCACUUUUUAUGAGUCGUUCAAAAACAGGAUAACAUACAAUGUUUUAUUUCAAAGUCCAAGAUUACAGGGGCGACAUUUAUUGGCCGUUUAUUGGAUAUGAGAGAUUUGGGAUUAUGAUUUUGGAGUUCCUGUGUUCGAUGUUUGUUGUUACAUUACUUGGUCAUACAGGUCUGAGUAUCGAUUUUAAUGUGUAAUGAUUGGGAGUCUUUGUUGUCUCAGGAUUCUACUGCCCAGAAGGUUCAGAGAAGCCUGAAAUCUGCCCUGAAAACACUAUCAGAGUUUCACCUGGAGCAGCCAAUAUCCACGAUUGUCUGGCCAUGUCCACCACAGCACUGGUGCAAAAAAGGUAAUUAUAACACCUAAUAAUAAUGAUGCCUUAUGAUGCUUAUUCCUUCUUCCCAUUUUAAUCAAAACAUUGGAAUUCAAAGACAUGAGACUAUGAGACACUAGACCUAGGUUCAAAUAAUAUUUGUGAUCUUUCAACUACUUUUGGGACUUUUAUAUUGGUUCCAUUGCAACAUGCAGCUCAAUAAUUUUAAAUGAUUUCAAAUAGUAUUUGAACCCACAUCUGUGAGACACCAUUAGUAUUUAGUCCACAUUUUUAGAAUUCCAUUGAACUCUUCUACAGGUGACCCUGUCCUGCAUCUGUGUCCUUCUGGUCACUACUGUGAUGGGGUGGCUGGUGGUGACUACGAGGGAGGGACUGGACCCAGGGAAUGUCCAUUAUUCACCUACAGAUCCACCCCCGGGGCAGCCAGCAAGGGGGACUGCCACCCCUGUCCUCCUGGAUCCUAUUGUAACUCUACAGGUCAGACUGAAACCCCUUAGACUUCAAUAUCUUACAAUACUAUUACUGUGCCAUUGGGGCGGCAGGAAGCCUACAUUUACAUUUUAGUCUUUUAUCUUAUCCAGAGCGACUUACAGGAGCAAUUAGGGUUAAGUGCCUUGCUCAAGGGCACAUCGACAGAUUUUUCACCUAGUCGGCGCGGGGAUUAGAACCAGCGACCUUUCGGUUACUGGGACAAUGCUCUUAACCACUAAGCUACCUGCCGCCUAGAGGUUAGAAAAGCGGGCAAGCAUCCGGAGGGUUGCCGGUUGGACAGGGAAAAAAUGUCUGAGCGGGAAAGAAUGUCUAACAAGGAAAACAUUUGUCAGGGCAAAUGUCUGACAGGGGAAAAAAUCUGGUCCUACAUGGCAUCUCCUGCCAUUUUGCCUUGAGCAAGCCACUGAAACCCUAAACUGCUCAAUGGGCGCCAUAGUGUGGUUGCCCUGCUCCAACCUCACCAACCUCUGCAUGUGUAUGUAUUUCGGAGGGGUUGGAGUAAAGCAGAAGACAAGUUUCUGUUAGACACAAUAAUGCAUUCUUCUAUCAUUGAUUCUGAAGUUCCUUCGUGAAAGACAACAUUCGUUUAUGUCCUGAAAUAGGAGAGCAGAGGUGGGUAAUGAGCUAUAAUAAGGGGAAUCUGAAACACAUUUUCCUGAGGCAAGACAAAUGAGUACCCUGUGGAUUUACACAUAACUAAAGUAAUCCAUUAACUUUCCUUGACAAACCGCAUACUAUUAGAACUACAAUUAUCUUCCAACCCCAUUGAUUUGCAUUUUAAUAAAGCUGUAAUGUAAUCAUUAGGCUCAAAUCACCAGCAGACUUUUACAGUGCUUGCUCUCCCUGGGUUGUUUUUUCAGGUCUUACAGAUUACUCUGGCUACCCCUGUCCCCCGGGCUACUGGUGCAGUGGCACUGGUCUACCCAUCCUAUGCCCGGCGGGUACCAUGAGGCCCCUGCCAGGGGCAGCAGCUGCCAGUCAGUGUGAGCCGUGUGCAGGGGGCACCUACUGCCCAGACCCCAUGUCCACAGGGCAGCCCAACAUUGCUGGAAUCUCCUGUAGAGCCUCGUACCAGUGUCCCCCUGGUAGGUGAGGAUGUAUGGAGGAAUAGUAUGUCUUAGGGCCAGGAGUUUUUCCUGACCAUGUGGGACCUGACUUGGAAAAACUCCAGGCCAAACAACCUGACAAAGGAAAAACCUAGGCCCUAAUAAUUAUGAGGGCUCCGAGUUUUUCCUGAUCUAGUAAUUGUGUGUGUGUGUGUGUGUGUGUGUGUGUGUGUGUGUUGUGCGUGUGUGUGCGUGCAUGUAUGUUGGUCAGGUGCGGUCUCAGAGAGGCUGUGUAAGGCUGGCUCCUACUGUGGGCCCCAGACUGCAGAGCCUGAAAUUUGUCCUGAAGGCUACCUCUGUCCAGAGGGAUCUCACACUUACAACACACCAAACCAAGUGUGAGUAGGCCUAACUCAAAAGUGAUACUUACCCCAGUUCAUAGGCAUAUUCAUUAUGGUCCUUAACAUGACAAGAAACAGUAACAUUUAUAUUAAAUCUAAGCUAUGACAUCAUAGAUUUACUUUGAAGAUAACAUUGAAAAUAUGAUCAUUGGUCAUUCCACAGUUGUAUGUUUCCCUACUACUGUCCUGCCAACAGCUCUGCCAUGCUGUCAUGUGAGGGGGGCUCCGUGCCCCUUAACACCAGUGGCCCCAGAGCCUUCCAGGACAGCAGCUGUGGGCUGUGUGAGGCAGGGACCUACCGACCUCGGCUGUCCCCCCAACCUCACUGCCUCACCUGCCCACCAGGGUACCACUGCCCUCCAGGUUAGCUGUUUGUGCUACUUUUAGUUUAGUGUGAUUGCUUUAGCAAGAUUUAGCUAUCCUUUCCACAAUAUAUCCAUCUUUCCAACCCUCUUUUAUCCAUUCGUUCAUUCUUCGAACCUUCAUUCAUGCAUCCUUCCAAUUUUCACCGAUCCACCCAUCUUUCAAAGUUUUAUCGAUCCAUCUAUACCUUCUUAGCCUCGUACGAACCAUCCCUAGCUACCGUGUAGCGAAACAGAAUGUAAGCUUGUGAGAUCAGGAUGGUUUGUACGAGACUAAUACCUUCUUGCCUACUUAAAUGAAUCCAACCAACCACCAUCAUCCAUCCAUCAUACCGUCGUCCUCCUUCCAUCCAUACAUCUAUCCAAUCUUCAAGCCUAACAUUUAGUUAUCCAUCCAUUCUUCUUUCUUCAUCCAUUCAUUCAUCCAUCCAUCCAUCCAUCCAUCACACUUUUCAUCUUUCUUGAUUUCAAAUGCUUCCUAACCAUAAAGCUGUCCGAUAUUUUCUGUCCAUCAGGGACAGAGCACUACCACAGCAACCCCUGUCCCCUGGGCUAUGUGUGUCCACUGGGCUCAUCCAGUCCUGUCCCUUGCCCCCCUGGUUCUUUUGGUAAUCUCUCCAACGCUGAACACCUGGAGGACUGCUACCCAUGUCCGCCUGAUACCUUCAACCAUCUGGCUGCCCAGAGAGCCUGUUUCCCCUGCGGAAGCUCCUCUACUGCACCCCAAGGUCUGAUCAAACAGGUGCACUACACUAAGGGCCGGGAGUUUUUCCUGAUCACAUGACCAGACCAGGAACAACUCCUGACCCUUUUUCUGUUUGUGUUUGUGUGUACGUGUGCAUUUUUUGUGUAACAUAAUUAAGGCCAUGCGUUUCCACUGCUCCAGAGUCCAAUGGCGGCGAGCUUUACACCACUCUUGCCGACGCUUGGCAUUGCGCAUGGUGAUCUUAGGCUUGUGUUCUGCUGCUCGGUCAUAGAAACCCAUUUCAUGAGGCUCCCAACAAACAGUUAUUGAGGACAGACAAGUUUUACACGCUACACACUUCAGCACUCUGCGGUCCCGUUCUGUGAGCUUGUGUGGCCUACCACUUCGCGGCUGAGCCGUUGUUGCUCCUAGAUGUUUCCACUUCACAAUAACAGUACUUACAGUUGACCGGGGCAGCUCUAGCAGGGCAGAAAUUUGACGAACUGACUUGUUGGAAAGGUGGCAUUGUAUGACGGUGCCACGUUGAAAGUCACUGAGCUCUUCAAUAAGGCCAUUCUACUAUCAAUGUUUGUCUAUGGAGAUUGCAUGGCUGUGUAUUCGAUUAUAUACACCUGUCAGCAACAGGUGGGGCUGAAAUAGCCGAAUCCACAAAUUUGUCCACAUACUUUUAAAUAUACUGUAUAAUGUAAUAUGCUUUUCAUGUCCUCUGUUACUAAUUAUGAAAGGGAGGACUGGAACACUAUCGGUCUCUAAAACAGUUUGCUGGAAAUAAUUCUGGAACCCCUGCGUUUAGGGUGAAUCCUGUCUCUUUUAAAAAGUGCUGGUUGCUCCCACAUCAAAUAAAAACUGUAACAAAAGGAGAUAUGUCAUAUCAAAGUUUCUUCAGGUACUUGUUUAGGGCAACGAGGCAACAGAAACUUUUCGAACCCCUUCGAUAACCUUUAUUUGAGGAUAAUGCUGCACCAUCUUACAUAAAAAGAAAAGGGGACAGUUUGAUAAAGCUUUAAAUAAAGGUCAUGUGACAUGAUUGUCCAAAACACAUUUGAUGUCGCCUCAUCUCAGUUUGAAAGUGUGCUUCGAUUACACAGACAGCCCAAUUCUGAUCUUUUUUUACCACUAAUUACCAAUAAUUGGACAAAAUAUCAGAAUUGGGCUGCCUGUGUAAAUGCAGCCUAAGUAUCACAGCUUGACUUUUACUAUACCACAGGGGCCUCUUCCUGCACCUGCGUUGGGAAGAACCGUGCUUUCCAGCACUCAGACGGCUCCUGUCUGUGUCGAACUGGCUUUAUUUUCUACAACGAUCUGGAUUUCAAGAGCUCCAGCUCUGACAGUGAACUGGACUGCCAGCCUGAGGUUAGAUUCAGCAAUCAGUGUAGUCGAAUGCAUCUGUGUUUGGCUGCUCGGAUACAGAUGUAACCAUACAUGACACUUGUCAUGUUUUAGAACUGUUCCUUGUGAGUGCAUGUUUGUCUCCUACUGCACUAAUGGAGGGAAUAAGAGUAGAAACCCUCUCUGGUCUCUGGACUGUAGGUGAACAAGCGCUGCAGUGCGGGACAGGUGCGUCUGGCUGCGUCCAGAGAGUGUGUCUCUCCUUCUCACCACUCCUGUAACGUCACCUGUGGACCGCAGGGAGGGAGUCUGGAUGUGGAGAUGGGCAUGUGAGUACUCUGUCAACACAACAGUCAAUGUAAUAUAAUAUAAUAUAUGCCAAUUAGCAGACACUUUUAUCCAAAGCGACUUUCAGUCAUGUGUGCAUACAUGUUUAUGUAUGGGUGGUCCUGGGAAUCGAACCCACCAUCCUGGCAUUGCGAGCGCCAUCACCAACUGAGCUACAGAGGACCACAUGUCCAAUUUGUACCGUUCAAUAUUUCUGUUGUAUUUACUGUUUGCUUAUUCAAAACUAUCUCUGGUCUAUUGAAUUAACUGGAAUAUUGUUCAAUGUUACAAGUUGGUAAGAGUGUGGCGCUCGCAACACAAGGUCGUUGGUUCAAUUCCCGCAGCGAUCACAUAUACUUACUAUGUAUGCCCUCCCUGUAAGUCACGUUGGAUAAAAGGGUCUGUUCGCUCGUAUUUGUUUAUAAGCAGAUCUAUUUUAUAUUAAUCUAUGCCAUGAUAUAUAGUAGCCUAUAUACUAUAAAUCCCUCCUACUUCCAACUCAGUAGCUUAAAGUCUCUCUCUCCUCAUCAGCUGCCACUGUGAGCACUACGUAUCAGCAGAGGAGCUGUGCAACACCUCGUGUCUGUCCCGACUGCCACACAUCUCUGCCAGGCUCUCCCCAGAUGGACAGCUGCUGCUGGGGAUCAAAGAGCCAGAUGAAAGCCGAGCGUGGAGCAGA
Molecule: messenger RNA, 65687 nt
Organism: Coregonus sp. 'balchen'
Lineage: Eukaryota; Metazoa; Chordata; Actinopteri; Salmoniformes; Salmonidae
Source: the annotation of a GenBank genome assembly